Messenger RNA from Pelobates cultripes (western spadefoot toad), 56749 nucleotides. The record is from the annotation of a GenBank genome assembly. NCBI's taxonomy places the organism in Eukaryota, Metazoa, Chordata, Amphibia, Anura, Pelobatidae.
GUUCUGUGACUCAGCUGGUUGUCGCCCAGUUUGUCCUCCAGCGGCUGCCGUACUGUGCAGUCUGCACUGGAAGGUCGGGUGGCAGAGGUUACAGCUGCACCACGUGUGUACGUGUGUGUGUAUGUGUGUGAGAGUGUGUGUCUCUGCGUGUGACCGGCCGGCUCAGUCCUUCUAACAAGCUCCACAGACACUCGCCAGCCCAGCGUGGAGGACAUGGUCAGCAAGACAGAGGAGGCCGGCAUGCCGAGCUGUGCUACCGCCGCACACCCCCCACAGAGGAGCCCAGGCCCCUGCUGCGGUAAUAACAUGGGUCUGCAUGGGGGGGACGGGACCCUUCACCACCCAGGGGGGCUCACUGCAUGCUGUCUGACACUGUAACCACAUACCUCAGUGACCACCUUCCUCUGUGGGGAGCUCCAGCAGCCCUGGAGAAACAUUCCCAUAGAGAUCAGCCAGCUGAAGGGUGGCCGAUAGUCAUGGGAUUCAUAGCUUGAGUUCCAAAGCUUCCUUUCACUAACAGUGACUUAGAGGGCUGUGUAGGACAGGCAAUGACACAGGGAUUGGGGGGGAUACAGCUCAUUAUGGGGGUCUUGUCCACACACUCACUACAGAAAACUGCAGGAAAAAUACUAAUGGAUGUGUCAGCUUCCAAUGAUUUUGCAGUAUUCAGUUGACUCCUUUUGUCAUGGAGUAACCAGGAUGUACCUGGGGAAGGUUUUGAUGCUAAGGCUAAUACAUUAAUGUAAAGUGGGUGAGGGAUCAGGAAUAUGCACUUCAGUUGUUUAUAGUGACUUGUGACAGUAUCAGAGGAGAAAAUGCAGUCUGAUCAAUCCCCAACUUUGCUGCAGUAUAGAUAGAAGCCUUGAUGCGGUAAUGCUAUGAAUUGUGAUGCCCUCCUGCAGGUGAUAUAUUGCCUUGUUGGCAUGCCUGUGUAGAAGUGUUAUACAGAACUUCGCAUAUAAUGUCCUGUCUGCUCAGAGUAAUAUUCCCUUUGCAUAAGUAAAUAUGUAUGUGGCUGUAUUUUGAUUCUUUUUCAUUCGUUUAUUUGGUGGUUUCACAUGCCUAUUAAAGUCAUUAUCAGUCGAGUUGCUUUGAUCUUAAUUUUCUUUUAUUUGUAAACACAUGUAUUCUUGCACGUUGCUGUAAGAACGUUUAGGUUUAUAGAGAGGGUAUGCAGUAACUGAGCUGCUAUUUUUGUGUAAAUGUAUAGCUAUGCAUCAAUAGUUGGAAUGUGUUUUUACAAUCCAUGGGUCUGUGUUUAAUCUAAAGCAAUGACAGUGAAAGAUUGUUUAAAUUAUACAUCUGACAGGCUGUUGUGUUUAAUGAUUAAGUCUCCUGUGCACCAGCAGUGGUGUAAAAUACAUGACAUCCUACUGUUGGAUAUAAAGGAUGAUCCCAGUGUAGUCCAGACAUAUUUCCACCCCCCUCCUUCAUUGGAUCUACUAUGUAGUCAGUGCAUGGUGUUAAAAUGGCACUUCUCCUUGGGGCUUUGUUUGUUCCAGUUACUAAUGGCAUAUGUCCUCCAAUAACUGUGAUUUUUAAAGAAGUUUCAUAGGGACUCACACACUCUGCUAGAAGUGCUUCUCCCAUAACUGCCCCUAAUUUGUAGUGAAAUCAAGUGAAAGGGGUAGCUGAUAGAUCACACACUGUUCUAGAACUACAACUCCCUUGAUGCUCUAUCUUUCCAAUACCUGGGACUCUAUAUUGUAUUAGGGUAACUCCCAUGGGACAUGUAAGGUGGCACUGUCCCUUUAAAGUCACUAGGUGUGCUCCUGUGGCACAUGCCUACUUACAGGGCCGCCUGUGCCCUGGCCAUGUGCAGGUGUCUGGAAGAAGGAGGCAACCAUUGGCCUCACAUGGGUGCUUUGACAACUAUCAGUAAAUGAAGGUCACCUUCACUCGACCGUACCAUCUACUGACGGGGGGGUCACAUAUAAUCCAAGUAUUACAACACGUGUAUCUGACUAGCAGACAGUUAUAUUAGCGACGUCUGUGUGCUAGUUAUAUGUUGGAUGUAUUUAUUAACUUUUGCAGGUUUGAUUAGAAGGAAGUUAGUAAGAGUAAUUGCCUGAUAGAGGCCGCCCUCCCCCCAUGGAGGUUUAUCACAAUGGUACGCUCCGUGACCUGGGAUGUUGUUUGAUGGCGCGCUCUGAUUGGCUGUGACAGUGUGGGCGGAAGAGCAGUGACAUAGCUGGGCUUGGCUGGGUUAACUCAUGCUGCUUCCUGGCAAGGGAUGUUGAGGCUAAUUGGUAUUUUCUGGUUUCCUGUAAGAAUCAUGCUGUCAGCUCCCUGGAUAAACCCUAUUCUCUAGCAAAAUGUGUGAAUAUGCACUAAAGUUUAAAGUGAAUUUUAAUUUAUUCCCCCCCCCCCCAGUUCAACUAUUGGGGGCUUAACAUGUACUUUGAAUUUUUGACAAUUCACACUCUAAGUGAAUAACCCUGCCUAGCUAGCUCCAGGACUUGAUAGUUCUUAUUAUUUCUAUUCUAAGUAGAUAAAGCUUAACUGACCUGCCAGUAUGCAUUGAUUGCGAGGUUAGUUUGCAAAUAUGAAGGCUUUGAUACAUUUGUCAGUUUGUUAUAGUGUGCAAAUGCGAAGCUCUUGUUGCAAUGUGAAAACUAAAUAUUAAACCCAUUUAUUUAAACAUUAACAGUGUAUCUAAAAAGUUGUAUCCAAGACAUUUAAGCAGUGUAUUCAUAUUUCUAAUGAUUUUUUUUUUGUCAGUCUUUAUCAACUAUAUAGCUUGCUUUACGUCUUCAAGGAAAACUACAGUGAUUUUUUUUUUUUUUUUAUUCACUAUUCAGUAGAUAUAUCGCUAAAUAAAACAUAAUUAUUUGUUCUGGAUGUUGUCUUUGGGGGUUUAUGAAAAAUCAGCUUGCAAAAGCUGCAGAUCUCCUUUCUCCACCCUUUGCAAGGAAUCACCUUUACCUCCAUAGUGGAUUGACUUCUCAUUGAGAUAACUCUGUGGUCAAGCUGCCAGCAUUCCCCAGAUGUGUAAUAAAGGAGGGUUUCUAUUGAAAUUGGCACUUUUAUAAAUUGAAUUAUUGCUUUAUCUGUUCUGAUUAAUGCUUUAUGGCAGUUUCAGAUCUGCUAUGAGCAGUUUUGUGGUGCAGCAUAUUUUCAUCAGUGUGUAUCCCUAUAUACCCUCUUCGUGUGCCGAGAUAUUUUCAGUCUUCACUUGGUCUUAAAAUCAAAUUGAGCUUUUUCGCUUUAACAAAUCUUAUCAUGGAAAAACCAAAGAAAAACAUGUUACCUGGGCUCUCUCCUUUUAUCCCUAUGUAUAUUUAGACAAAUGGAGGUAAUUUAGUUACUCCAAUGGCCAUUGGAGGGAAUACCCGCCUGCCAGCAUCAAGGCAGACCCCCGUAAGUGGGUCCUACGCUGACCCUUCAUCUUGCUUCUUGGAGCUUCUGGCAAAAAUCUCUAAUGAAACAGAAAGGGGUAUUUUUUAUAUACACCCCUAUAUAUUUAUUAACCCUUAAAAGGGAACACAUGGGAUGGGCGGCAGCAUUGUAACAAGGCUGAGUGAUACAAAAAAUUGAUACAAAUGCAGAAAGUUAAGUCCUGCGCUCACUCCCAUCACUACUGGACGGCAGCAAUGACUACAGUACACAUCAGCCCCAAUAUAUAGUAAAAACCAAAGAAAAACAAGUUACCUGCGCUCUCUCCUUAUGUAUAUUUAGACAAAUGGAGGUCUUUUCAUUGUUUUUUCUUAUAUAGUGGGGCUGAUGUGAACUGUAGUCAUUGCUGCUGCCCAUUAGUGAUGGGAGCGAGUGCAGGACUUAACUUUCUGCAAAUCUUAUCAUGGGUUACUAAGAUUUUCAGAUCCUUUCUAUAGUCAUUGUGCAAUAGAAACCAUAUUUGUGAACAUAUUACAGAUGCUCACACAUGCAUGAAACGGGAGACCAUAGCAUGCAGGUAAACCAAAGAUAUGGUCGUACAUCCUAAGAAGUUACCACAGUACUAGCUUUCCGAGCGGAGACAGGUCUGACAACCAGGUUUUUCCACUUAUCACAGUAACUGUAAUGGUAUUGACAAAGCAGUUGCGUCAUUGGGCAUGUUGGUCACAUUAUGUACACUCAUGUCAUGUGUUGAAUUCUGGGCUGCGAAAUGGUUGCCCUCUAGUUACAAUCUCUGUGAUUAUUAGUCUCCGUUAUACAUCCUAAAAUUUUUUUUUUUUUUUUUUAAAAACCUUACCUGUGAAUGCUCCUCGUUUGCUGCAUUUUCCAUAAAGAACAGGAAGUAGAUUUCAUAGCCUUUUCUCUCAUUAUUUUCCGCAUGUAUAUCAUGUAUGUCCUAUACUUUUCUUGUUAAUGUUAAUGCAUUUUAUUAGCUGUUCCAGAUCGCUUUAGUUAUUAUUAUUAUUAUUAUUAUUGUUGUUAUUCUUGCCAUUUAUAUAGCGCCAACAGAUUCCGUAGUGCUUUACAACAUUAUAAGAUAAAGGGGAUUUAACUAUAAAUAGGACAAUUACAAGAAAACUUACAGAACGAUAUGUAGAAGAGGACCCUGCUCAAACGAGCUUACAGUCUAUAGGAGGUGGGGUGUAAAACACAAUAGGACAGGGAAUAGCAACUAAAUAAGGUGGGAGUAAAGCAGAGCUGGAGGAGAGAGUAAAGUGAUGCCCUUUAGGAGAGAGCAAGAGACAGGUAUGUGAGGUAGAGGUUACUCUGGGAGGCCAUAAGCUUUCCUAAAGAGAUGGGUUUUAAGGCACAAUUGAAGACUAGGGGAAGAGUCUGAUGGUGGCAGGCAGGCUAUUCCAUAGGAAGGGAGCGGCCUGCGAGAAGUCCUGCAAGUGUGAGUUGGCCGUACGCGUGCGAGCAGCGGACAGGAGAAGGUCAUGGGCAGAGCGGAGAGACCGAGAAGGGUCAUACCUCUGGUUCUGUGAAGAGAUAUAAGACGUGCUAAAAUAGCUUAAUUUUAUGUUUAUUCAGUGACAUGUGGGCUCCUGUAUAAACAGUCACAUAGAAAGCCCAUACAUGUUACUUUGCAGGUGUACUACACGCAUGUUGCAUAGCUUGGGGAGAGCUGUGAUUCCCUUGUGAUCUCAUAUUGUGUGGAGGAUGCAUACACCUACAUUCAUUUUAGGAAAGAAUAGCUACACUCAUAGUCCUGAUUAAAAUACAGAUGGGGAAGCUCAUUGCACUAAAUAUGUAAAAUUUGAUAGGAUAGGCCGGUCUUCCCCUUUAAUGUACAUAUUCGAGUUGUACCAAGACCCUCUGACAUGCUUUUUCCAUUAAUGGAACAGAAUGUGUUUUGAAGCGGCAGCGAUGUGACUAUCUUGUGUAGUUCAAGGCCAGUACACUGCUUCGUUUGCAUGGGAAUGACAGUCUAAAUUAUAUAUCACUAACAUUUAAAGGGAAGCUGUGUGGGGGAAAUGGCCACUUUUUAUGUAUGUAUAAUAUAGGUAUCACAUUAAAAUAUCAAUAAGAAAAAUAGAAAUUCAAAUUGAAAGAUAUUGUCACAGCUUGUUUACACUCACUUUAUAGUGAGCCUCUCUUUAGCUACAAACAGACGCUCACCAGCUAAAAGCUGGCAUCAGUGAGGAUUGACUUGUUGGGGAAGCGCCCCCAGCAGGACCAGUAGACUGGUUGCGGCAGUGGAGAGAACCAUCUGGGAUGGCAGCAUUGGAGCGAGGACCAGAAAGUAAAUAAUAUAGCAGCUCCCAACCCACAAGAUUAUAUGAUUUGUCACUAUGAUAAUGCAUAUAUUUAGUAUCUUGGCAGCGGCCAUCUGUUAAAGCAGUAAAUAUUGUCUUUUCAGAGAAAAGGCAGUGUUAAAAUUACAUCCUAGGCAUACCUCCACUGGCCACUCCUCAUAUGGCUGCUAGAGGUGCUUCCUAGAUCACUAUUGCACAGCGUGCAACACUGUCAUUCAGUGUCUGCACACUUUGCAUCGAGACACAAAACUUUCCUCAUAGAGAUGCUGAUUGGCCAGGGCUGUGUUUGACUUGGGCUGGCACUGCCCCGAUUUGCCUCCUUGACAGUCUCCGCCAAUCCAAUGCUUCCUAUGUGAAAGCAUUGUGAUGGGCUCAGAACACCACUUCUGAUGAUGUCAACCAAGCAGGCAGAUAAGGGGCAGAGCCAACAGCAGCAGACUGGAAUAAAGGUAAGGUUUUACUAUAUUUAAGGUGACUUGGGGGGCUAGAUGGGUUUUUUUAAAACUAUAAGGUCACCUCAAUGAGAAGCCUUUGCAAGGUAGGUGCUUUGUGCAAUUGCUUCCUCUUGAGUUUAGCUCCACCAAGCCAACCAAACCAGGAAGUAACAGGACCAGUUGUCUGAUAUCCAGGAGGUAUAAUAGGGUUAAUUUAUAAACUGAAGUGCUCUAGGGGUGUAGAGCAGGGGUGCCCAAAAUGGAGAUCCCCAGUUGUUGUGGAACUACAACUCUCAUGAUACUUUGUCAUUCUAAAGAAAUGUAAGUUUUAGUUGUAAAACAUCUGGGGAUUUGUACUAGGCAAGCAAAAUGCCAUCGGGGUCCUGGAGACGUUUAUAAGCUACUUGACAUGAAAAAUGUAAAUGGGUCGUAAUAUAAAUGUUGCAGUGGAUUUACCUGCAAUAAUACAAUGCGAUUUAGUCCAUCUUAGUUUGCAGAUGUGGUGUCUGUGUCUUACUAUCAAAUUAAAUGGACACUAUAAGCACCCAGAGCACUUCAUCUCAUUGAAGUGAUCUGGGUGCAAGGUCCCUGCCCCCUUAAAACUGCAAUGUAAAACACUGCAUUUUAAGAUAACUGCAAAGUGAGCCUCUCUUAAAAAAAGUAAAUAUGUUAAAAAAUUUAAAAAAAUAAAUAAAAAAUAUAUAAAUGUGUUAUUUCGUUCUAACUGUAUUGUGAUAUUAAUAUACAUUUAUAUAAAAAUACACAAACGAAAUAUAUAUCUAUAUACAUAAAUAUAUACGUAUAUAUCAAUAUAUAAAAAUAUUUUUAAAAAAUGAUAUAUAUAAUUAAUUCUACAUAUAUAUUUAUGUGUAAUUUUUACAUAAUUAGGUAUCUUAAUUAAUUACAACUAGCAGGACCUGCCUGACAACCCAUGCCGAAAGUAAAGGGAAUUUAAUUUGCUAGCACUAUAUUUAACCCUAUAACUUUCCAAGACACCAUAAAACCUGUACAUGGGGGGGGUACUGUUCUACUUGGGAGACUUCGCUGAACACAAAUAUUAGUGUUUCAAAACAGUAAAAUGUAUUACAACAAUGAUAUCGCCAGUAAAAGUGAAGUUUUUUGCAUUUUUCACGCACAAACAGCACUUACACGGACAAAAUUAUUGCUGUGAUACUUUUUACUGUUUUGAAACACAAAUAUUUUUGUUCAGCGAAGUCUCCCGAGUACAACAGUACCCCUCAUGUACAGGUUUUAUGGUGUUUUCAAAAGUUACAGCGUCAAAUAUAAGGCUUAUGUUUCAUUUUUUUUCACAUUAAAAUUCGCCAGAUUGGUUACGUUGCCUUUGAAACCCUAUGGUAGCCCAAGAAUGAAAAUUACCCCUAUGACGGCAUACCAUUUCAAUAAUAGACAACCCAAGGUAUUGCAAACUGGGUAUGUCCAGUCUUUUUUUAGUAGCUACUUAGUCACAAAUACUGGCCAACAAAUACUAACGCUAACUUUGGUAUGCCAUUAUGGGUGUAAAUUUCAUUCCUGGGUUACUAUACAGUCUCAAAGGCAACAUAACCAAUCUGGCGAAUUUCAAUUUCAAAUGUAACGUGUUAUAUUUGACUCCUGCAACUUCCCAAAACGCCAUAAAACCUGUACAUAGGGGGUACUGUCUUACACGUGAGACUUUGCUGAAUACAAAUAUGUGUAUUUUAUUGCAGUAAAAGCAAAUAGUAAUAUGACAUUGACAGUUAAAAUGUCAUGUAGAACUAAAACAAUUUAAAAAAAUAUUUUCUCCCAUUUUUUUCAUAUUAAAUUAUGUUUCAUAGCUAAAUAUUUGAUAUUAAACGAAAGCCCUGUUUUCCCUGAAUAAAAUAUAUAUAUAUAUAUAUAUAUAUAUAUAUAUAUAUAUAUAUAUAUAUAUAUAUAUAUAUAUAUAUAUAUAUAUAUAUAAUAAGGGUGGGUGCCUUUUAAUAUGAAAGAGGUGAAUUACGGUUGGACAGACAUGUAGCGCAAAUGCCAGGUUUUGUUUACAUUUUGUUUUGUUCACAACGUGUACAUUUGGCUCCGUCCUUAAGGGGUUAAUACUUGCAUUAGUCUCUUAUAUCUAGGAUAGCCUUAUGCCUAUCCCACGCAUGCUUAAACUCCUUCACUGUGUUAACCUCUACUACUUCAGCUGGAAGGCUAUUCCAUGCAUCCACUACCCUCUCAGUAAAGUAAUACUUUCUGAUAUUAUUUUUAAACCUUUUGGCCCUCUAAUUUAAGACUAUGUCCUCUUGUUGUGGUUUUUCUUCUUUUAAAUAUACUCUCCUCCUUUACUGUGUUCUUUCCAGAAAAACAUGCAAAAUGGUAUGAUCAUAAUUCCCACAAAUACUAUUAACAAACAUUGAGUCUCACUUUGUCAUGUAUCUAGGCUGGCUGAAUUAGCCGCUGCUGUAUAAAUUCUGCAGUUCCAUAAAUCACAACUACACUGCAAAUGGAGACCAUAUGCCUGAAGUCAGGAAUACAUUAUUGCCAGCAGGCUGCAUCUUGUUGAAGUAAGAAUUCAGAAGGAGGAGCUCUCACUUCAAUGUGCAGUGUGCACUUCUCAGAUUUCAAUACAGAUCUUGAAGUAAACAGGCAUUCUAACACAUAUUACAUGUAGCAAAUUGUUCUUUUUUGUGCAAACACAAUUUGUAACAAAGUACACUGAAUGAAGGAAACCUAAAUGUAAUUGCUACAAAAACACAUUUGGCAUAAAGCCUGUGGCAUAAAGGAUUGUAAAUAGAGCUUUAAGGAACACUCCAACAUUAGAAAUAAGUACAUUUAGAUUACUGGGUCCCCCACACUGCCAUAAAAAGGAAUUACUUCACCUUCAGGAGACCAUCACUAGUGUGAAUCUUAUCUAGUGCCAAUCCAAUGCUUCUCACAGAAGAAUCAGGAGGUAGGGUGCAUGCGUGACAAUGCUUCUUCUGAGAGAAGUGCUUACUUCUGCAUAGUUGAAGCAUGCCACAUGGAUGAGGAGGAGCAUCAUCUCUGAGGUAUAACCAUAAGGGAUUUAGCUAUUACAUUGUAUUCAGUAUUUUAUUUUUUAUUCGAUCUUAACUGGAAUCAGUUUUCUGUAUGUUAUUUUUACCUUUUUUUUUACUUUUUUUUAUCUUCUCAUUACUUGCAUACUGUAGUAAUUAAAAUUUGCCUUUGUGAGUACUACUUUUCCUUGUGUAUACCAUUUAGAUUGACCAAACUUGACCGUGAGCGUAGUUUAACAGAACACUAUAGGCUAUAUGGUCAGGAACACAAACAUGUAUUCCUGACCCUAUAGUGCAAAACCCACCAUUUAGGUGGCUUGCCCCUACCCCCUUAUCCCCCUUAAAAGGAAUUAAAAUUCUCUUUGUUUCCAGGGCCGUGUGGGUUCGCUGGCGCUGGCUCAGCCCCCUUGGUGACAUCAUCAGAACGGUGGCCUUUUAGCCAAUCCAAUGCUUCCCAUGGGGAAAGCAUUGGAUUGGCUAAAAUCGGCAAGGGAUGGGGCUAAACACCUUUUUGGCCAAUCAGCACCUCCUCAUAGAGUUGCAUUGAAUCAAUGCAUCUCUAUGAGAAAAAUUCAACAUCCCCAUGCAGAGCGUGGCGCACUGAGCCAGGAAGUACCUCCAGUGGUCAUCUGAGGAGUGGCCAUUUGGGGGUGUCCCUAUAGGCUCUGAAAAGGCAGUGUUUGCAUGAAAAUGCCUGCAAGCAAUGAUUAACAGAACAAAUACAUUAACCCCUUAAGGACACAUAACAUGUGUGACAUGUCAUGAUUCCCUUUUAUUCCAGAAGUUUGGUCCUUAAGGGGUUAAGCUGUAGUUGUUCUGGUGACUUUAAUGUCCCUUUAAGCAAGGUUCUGUUUCAUUUGUUGAAUUUAUCCAAAAUCCGUCAGUAAAAUGAAUCCAAGGGCAAACUUAGGACAGAUAUUGAGAUCCAGCACAAAGAAAAAAACUAUAAAUGAAAGCAAGUGGCAAAGAGAAGGGGAGCAAGAAGGGGGUGGGGAAUGACAGAGCCGCUUUAAGUGGUUUUUAACGUUUUUUGAUGAGAAAUUACAGUUUCAGGGUUUUGGAAUUGCUGUGUUGUCGAUAUUGUCUGCACACUACUUCUUUGAAUGCCUCUUUUUUUUUUUUUUUUAAAUUCUUUAUUUUUGCUGUGCAUGAAAUAAUUUUGCAUAUCAACAAUGCCACAACAGCAAUCGCAAUCAAUUUACAGACACUUAUUUGUCAACUGUUGUACAGCAUAGAGGACACGCACACAUUUUUUUUUAGGGUAAUAAUACAAGUUAAGUACAAGCUUAGUAACUACGUCUGUCUUUUGAAUUACAUUGUCGAUUAGUACCAGUAGCUUAGGGUUAAUAUUUAUGUCGCGUGUCAUCGCUUCAUUAUCUAGACAUUGACAUGGUUAUGCCUGACUAUGCUUAAGUGAGAGACAUACAUUUUGUACAGUAACAGUUGGUCUAAGUAGUCGUGACAUGCAGUAGUUGAGACUGUGAGUUUGCACUUUAGGUUAUAAUAGACUAUGCAGUGCUGACUAACAAAAUAUAUCUAUUUCUAUUAAGGUUUCCAACUUUAGCUAAGAUUCUCAUUAAAGUAGGGUGCCACCAGGCAGAGCAUCAUACAUUCAGUUAUUUCCUUCUAUACAUAUAAAGCUCAAGUAAAGCUGAACUAUAUACAGGGUCAUAUGCAGAGGAUAUGCACGUUAUUCAAUGACUGCAACUACAGUGAUAUCUGGUAUAGCUAUUCAUGUCAUACUAUAUAUUGUGCUUCUUAUUAUGAACGGCUGGGGUCACCGUCAGCUCCAGCCCAGCGCAAAGCCUGAGGUAAUCUGGUUGUGUUCCAUGCCCAGGUGUGGGGUGAGUCCCUUGAUAUUACCCCAUGAAUUCCACUUGUUCCUAAUGUCCCGGUUGUUGGGUAGGUUUGCCAUGUCUUGCGAGCCUUGAUGUAUUGUCGAGGGCUAUAGCACCAUGCGGUCAGUGGGUAAAGCUGGGUGUUCUGUUUGUUCUUCCAGCCCUGGUCGUUAGUGGAGCUUGCUUGCAGAGUGCCCUUCUGGGGUUGCCGCUUUGAGAUGGGCAUGUGGAGGAAAUGCUGGCUGUGGUGGUUCUCAUUUGUCAGCUUGUAUGUUCCAGGGCUGUUACGUGGGGGCUUGAGAGCCCUCAGGGACCCCCGGUGGUAGCAGGUUGUGAGCACAGAGUGAUCACCUUCUGUCGAUGCAGUUGCUGUGCCUCCGUCAGCCAUUUUGGUGAGACCGCGUGGGAUCCUCACUCCGGCUUCAGACCAUUCAGGUGAGAUGUUUAGGCAUUAGCCCGCCUGGUGGGGACCGGGAUGACCCCCCCGGCCCAUGGGGGGGGGGAAGCAGGACCAGGAAGGUACCAAGUAGAUGGUGAUUUACUGCAGUCGGAGUGGAGAGCGAGGCAGCGGCCGUCCACCCCGCUCCCCUCCCGGGUAGGCCUCAAUCCCCGAGCGCCAGAGUCUCUCACCAGGACCUAGAGCCACCCUGCGGCGGGCGCUCCAGCUACACCGGGACACUCCAGAGCUUCGUGUCAUGGACCCCCGGGUCCGUAUAAGUCGGGUAAAGUGGAUAUAUUGCCUUUUUUCCUUUGUUUGCUCAGGAGCCCGUGUGAUAUGCAGCCUGCUGGCAUGGCCGCCCGGCCCCGCCCUCCUGAAUGCCUCUUUUUAAAACCGGAUAUUUUUUUUUUCCUCGAAGGAAUUUCGUAGUAAACCUCUUGUCUUGCUGAUAUGUCUAGGUUUUCUGAAACUGUAGUGCAGCCUCUUGGAAUUUCAGCCAAUGUUUUGGUUGCAGAGCCCACUCUUUAUAAUUAGUAACAGAUGGCACAAAUAGAAAGUUCAGUCUUCCCUGUACAGUCAUAGGUGGGCCUCUCGUUAUCCUGCAUGCUGGAAACAUUCCCGUUGCUCCUGAAUUGUUGAAAAUGGGUAACUGCGUUUGCUGCCAGUGCUGCAGACGUUGUUUUAAAAUACUUUUUCGAAAACAAGAAUCUCAUUCUGAUGGGGAACGAGUUUCUCUUCUUCCUCCAUCGAAGAAGAGCCCACUCCACGUCCAGGUAUCAGCCAGUAAAGACUAUGGUAUCACUAGUGCUAACCUUCAAGGGAUCAUGUUUUUGGAAAAGUCUUCAUACAAAGAAUCAGUUUGCUACCAUGACACUCUAGGAGGAACUAAUGCAAAGCAUUUGAAUUUGGAGAAUGAAAUUGAUGAGGGAAUUUGUAGCUGUGAAAAUUUUCAUCCCAAAUCUUUAGACUCUGGAAUUGACUUUGUGGCUUUUAAUGUUCCUAGUGACUUUCAAAGUGACCUUGGCAUAGUGGAAGUGCCAGACCCCUCUUGCACAUUCGCCAAAUGUGUUAAAAAUGAACCUGCAAAUAACAUUACUCUCUUAGAACUGCAAGAUGGGACUCUGGAAACAGCCGACCGAGCCGUUGCUUAUGCAGAGCCAGAAAACCAGACUUUAAAAACUCAAAGCAGCUGGACAUUGCCGAAUGUAUUCAUGAAUCUGGACUCUUCAUGCAAUCCUAAUAGAAAGGCUCCUCCUGCAAUAGUGUACACCAUUCAGUUUGAAAGAGAGGAAGCUGGAUUUCCACUAUUAUUAAAAACCAGCCCUCCUUCUGCGUGUGAUACAAAUGAACCAAUGUGUGCUCAAAAGCACAAGGUGUGCAUUAGUCUUGGGAAAGGAAUACUGCGUUCAGGUGAGCUGUCAAAACCUUUUCUGAGUAACUCAACACUUGAAGCAAAGCGCUGUUUAAGCCUAUUGAGAUAGAUAGAUAGAUAGAUAUAUAGAUAGAGAGAUAGAUAGAUAUAUAUAUAUAUAUAUAUAUAUAUAUAUAUAUAGUCAAGAUAGCCAGAUUGUAAAAUUCAACCUCAGAAACAAAAACAAAUAUUCUACCGAUGAUUUCCUUUGUAAAACACAGGGUCAGCAGCUGCAAACCAUUUAGCGGGGCUUGGGAGGUUUUUGCAAAAGAUGUGUGAAAUGUGAAACUUCAGGCUAAAUAAAGGCACUCAUUCAAGUUUUUAAAGCUCAGUUUCAUGGUUCCAGGUUUUUUUUUGUUUUUUUUUUAAAAUGAAUAUUUUUCUAAUUGGCCCAGUUUCAUUGGACAAAGAGGCUUGUAUUUAAAUGAUAAUACAUCUUCUACAACAUGUGUUAAUCACUGUUCUUGUUUAUUUUUCUUUGGGGAUGUCAGCUUUCAUGUAGUCUGACUUAAGAGAUGUUACGAGGGCUUCAUGUUUGUAAAUACUCCCAAAAUGCACCACAUGCGUGUGUAUCCCUCCCAAUAUUGGAAGGUAUGAGAAUGUGACGGAGUGAGUAAACCGGGAAGGAGAGAAAGCCAGCGAUGCAACUUCCAUCCCUGGCGAUGCCAAUAAUGGGCAGCCUUGCCUGAAAAAGUCCAGAUCCAAACACUGAAGGGGCAUGUCAGCCAAAAGCCUAAACCACAUGUCAUCUAUACUUUUCUAUUUUAAUAUGGAAUAAACCUCUCAUUUAACAACUACAAGACUUUAUGGAGCUGCCCACGCUUAAUAAGCAGGAUGUUUUAUGCUAGUAUGAGCUGGGGACUACAGUGAGAUGUCUGCAAUAUGUAGCAUUUUUAUCCUUUACUAAAAUGAGAAUUCAAAGCGAAUUUUAAAUUUGAACGCUGGAGUAGUUAAACUGAAAGUAGAGCAGAUGUCGUGAAUUUUUCCAGUUUGGCUAUUUUGACCUUAAAGGACCACUAUAGUGCACUGAGGGUGCCCCCACCCUCAGGGUCCCAUUCCCGUGGCGCUGAAGGGGGAGGAAUCCCUUACCUUUUUUCCAGCGCCGGGCUCCCUCCGCGCUGGGACUCUCCUUCCUCUUCUGAUGUCCCUGAAUGCGCAUGUGCGGCAAGAGCUGCCCGCGCAUUCAGCCAGUCUCAUAGGAAAGCAUUCUCAAUGCUUUCCUAUGGACGCUGGCGUCUUCUUCUCACUGUGAAAAUCACAGUGAGAAGCGGUUGUCAAUGAGACAGCCACUAAAGGCUGGAUUAACCCUAAAGUAAACAUAGCAGUUUCUCUGAAACUGCUAUGUUUACAGCAAAAAGGGUUAAACCUAGCUGGACCUGGCACCCAAACCAUUUCAUUAAGCUGAAGUGGUCUGGGUGCCUAUAGUGGUCCUUUAAGUUUGAAAUUCACGUAGAAAUCUCAAUUAUAGAAAAAAAUAUAGUGUUAGGAAUACAAACCUAUAUUCCUAACACCGUAGUGUCCCUCUGCUGGCAAAUAAGGGGUUAAAAAAACUACUUUUUCCCCCCCUUUCACCUAAUUCCAGUGUCGAUGUCCCUCGGCACUCUGAUUGAGCUCUUACACCAACAUCACAAUCAUUCGGAAACCUAAUGAGCAUGCAUAUUGCUACAUAGGAAAGCUUUGAAUCAGUGCUUUCCUAAGGGAUUUUUCAAGACCCCGUCGUCAACGUCGUUUCGUGGAGAUAAAACCUGUGAAACUACACGAAGUGCCUCUCGUAAACAGCCACUGGAGGCAGUCUUAUCCCUGCAAUGUAAACAUGUUUUUAGAGCAACUAAGAUUGCAGGGAUAAGGGUACACUAACACUGCACCCAGACCACUUCAAUGAUAUGAAGUGGUCUGAGUACCUGUAGUGUCCCUAUUGAGUGGAUAACUGUCAUUCGUUAAUACCAUCUCAGAGUGAGAGCCCACAAUAAAAUAAUCUGUGUAUGUUGAAGUUGGCCACAACUAAAUUUCCUUAUUAAAAGCUUGUGCAUCUCUUCCAAGGUGGCCACUCAAAAGGGAAAGUGAUUGGCUGCACGCACAGCCUCUAUAUCAGAUGUGACAUUUGCACAAGACAUUUGUCAUUUGGGAUUGGUAGCUGCUGCAGAAUUACCACUGUGACCAUGUUCUAGCUUGAACCAGAGGUAUAGCAAUAAAGCUUAGUGAUCACUAAAUACUCAUCUAGGAUUUUAGCUGUACAUUUGCAAAUUUUUUAGGUGAAAAUGUCACCACUGAAAGGUGAGAAAGCAGGAGUUCGCCAGUCUGUUCAUGAAUGAUCUGAUAUGGUGUCACUUUAAAGACGUAAAUGUUUGAUAUACAUUAUUAAAGGGACACUAUAGUCACUGAAACAACUUGAGGUUAAUUAAGUAGUUUUAGUGUGUAGAUCAUGCCACUGAAGUUUCACUUCUCAACUCACUGCCAAUUAUGAGUUAAAUCACUUUUGUUUCUGUUUAUGCAGCCCUAGACACACAUCCCCUGGCUGUGGCUGACACAAGCAAAAUGGUUUCAUUUUCAAUCAGAUGUUACUGUAAAAGCUUUAAUCUCCUGCUCUGUAAAUUGAACUUUAACAGCAUACAGGAGGCUUCUGCAGGGUCUAGCAAGCUAUUAACAGAGCAAGAGAUAAGAAACUCUAAAUUAAACAGAAUGGUCAAUACAGGAAGUAUAAACAUUAGAUGACUCUUUAAAGGAAGUGUUUAGGAAGGAUGUGCAGGGAGAUGUGCCUAGGGCUGUAUAAACAAAGUGAUUUAACUCCUAAAUGUCAGAAUUGAGCAGUGAGCCUGCAGAGGCAUGAUCUAUACACCAAAACUGUUUGAUUAAGCUAAAGUUGUUUUGGUGACUAUAGUGUCCCUUUAAACUAUAAUGUAAUUCAAACUUCUUGACUAUUGCCAGAAUGCCACAGUGGCUGCACCAAGUAUAGAUGGAAUAGAUACAGGGGGUCAGCAACCUUUUUCCACAUGAGGGUCAGGUGCAUAUUUGUAAAUGGGCGAACAGGGUUUGGUGAUUUUUCUGGAUUCUCCAGGUGUCUGCAAUCUGGUACCUUUUCAAAAAUAUUGCUAAAUGAAAAUGGGUGCUUACUGUGACCUGAACAACUUAAGAUGAGUAGUUUUGACAAAUUGUACUUUUGACUCUCCAGGAUAGAGCUCCAGAACCGCUUUUAAAACAAUCAUAAUAGGUGUUGAAAUACGGCACUAGAACAUUUUCUUUCCAUGUAUAGGAAAGUACUCGAACUUGUAUUCAUGUUCAGUUAACACAGAUAACUGAAUAGGGCCUCUAGCUGAGACAAAGCAGUUCACAAUUCUGGCUAAAGCUUUCAGCAAGCUGUUUAGAGCCAAUAAUUGCAGUAGAGAUUAGGCAUUAGGGAUUCUUAAUUCCAGCUAACGUUUCUGUAUUAAUUUAUAUCCGUGGGAAGAAUUAGUUUGCUGCCAAAUACUAUUUUAUAAAUAUCACAAAGUUCCAACAAAUGAACUGAUGCUGUGCAUGGCAGCCAGAAUACAAACAAAAUGGCCUACAGUAAAUAUUGCACAAAAAAGGUAUAGGACAGUAGUGAGGAUUAUAUUGGUAGGGGGUUAAAGCAUACUGCGAGUCAGUUUCAUAGUUUUAAUAAACAAAUUUAGGCCUCCUGGACUGGCAACUUUGUGGGUUUUUUUUUGUAUGUAUAUACACAGCUACCCAGGAAGAGAGGAUUCAAUUCAUAAAAUGUAGAUGUUAAAUUACAUAUCUGGUUAUUUGCCUUAACUGGGAAUUGUGGUGAACUGAUAAGGGAACUGAAAAUCUUCGGCCAAAACCUGGUAAAUAGAAUGGUAGAAUUUUUUUCAAAAUCUGCUUUUAUGACUUAAAAGUCCCUUGUUGGUUCUUCACUGUUUAAUUAGCAAUGUCCCCUUGACUUAUUUGUUGGUCUAGAAGUGUAUUUGCAGAGUAGCUUCAAUUUUAGCGUGGGGAUUCGGUAUUACAGGAUUAGCAGACUAUAUAACAUGUGUUAAGAUUUAUGUGUAGGCCACUAGACCGUGACCUAAUCUAAAGUUGGGAGGCUGAUCACCAAGUACCAAAUUGGAUCCAAAAUGCAAAAAUUCUCAGUUAUUCACUAAAAUAAUAUCCCGAGUAACUAUGGUGUGACUCUGAACGUGUGUGAGCCUGAAGAGUCCAUCUGGAAGGUGGAUCUUUGCUGUAGUAGUAGGUGGAUUGGUAAAAUCUCUACUUUGCUAGAUCCCAAGGAUUAACCUGUUGGGAUGUCAAUCGCCGUGACAGAUUCAUAGCUUACAAGCAUCUACUUACAAAGCUGCUCGGUAGAACAGGAAUUGUUGGACAUUAGUGCCUUCUCUGGCAUUUAAUGUCAUUUGAUGUUUGACCUGGCUAGCUAUAUGUUUAUCCUGACUUGAUUAGUAAUCCCCUGACUUGAUUAGUAAUAUAGAUUAAACUGUAAACCUUUGACAUCCUAAACUUUGGCUUUUCAUUGACUGUGUUUUGUGCUGUAUACUACAUUGCUUCCCUGAGGACUUGCCCAACUAUUCUAAAGAACUGGUAAAAGGUGUGUUUGUGUAUGUGUGUCUCUCGAUAUAUUGACCAAAGUUCAGGAAUGGACUGAAAUGUUGAUGAGUAUCUGUAUAUCACUGCACAAAACAGCAGCAAUUUUCAGCAAAGUUCUUGGAGUUUGCGCUAUGCAGGUGUGUGUGUGUGUAUAUCUCUCUCAUACGCACAUUUUUUAUUUAUUGUUAGGGGUGGCAUUUAUAUAGCGCCAACAUUCUGCAGCGCCUUACGAUGAUAUUAUGACAUGAAAUUUAACAAUAAAUGAGACUAGUACAAAAUGUUACAGGAGCAGAAGGUUGAAGAGGACCCUGCUCAAGCGAGCUUACAGUGUAUGUAUAUAUAUAUAUAUAUAAAUAUAUAUAUAUAUAUAUAUAUAUAUAUAUAUAUAUAUAUAUAUAUAUAUAUAUAUAUAUAUAUAUAUAUAUAUAUAUAUAUACAUAUACAUACACACCAGGCUUUUUGUGUACAUAGAAAAAGUCUUAGAUUUUUGAGUUCAGCUCAUGAAAAAUGGGGUUGAUCAAGCAACCUGUAAACCUUUUAUGGAUAUAUAUCUUCUUUUGAGAUGCAACUAGCCGCUCGCGAAUCCAUGAAAAGGAUACAGACAGAUAUAAUAUGUAUCCACCGGGGCAGACCGUGGAAACGACCAAUGAUAAAGUACACCACCUGUUAAAAUGUACUAAAUUGAACAGAAUACCAAUCUCUGAUGUUUAAUAAACAUACAAAAAUCAAUCCUCAGUGCAGUGAUACAAAGUGAAUACAUUUUAUAAUAAACAAAUCCACAACUUAGUGUGGAUACAUCGUACAUACUACUAAUAAUAAGACCCGAACAUCGUAGCUCCACAAGUAGAAUGCAAUACUUACAGAACAUGUGGAAGAUAAAUCCUAAACAAUAUAUAUAAUAUCAGCUGUAUAGGACUCCAAGGUAGGGUCAGGCAAAAAUAAUGCUCCUAACAUACCUGGAUAAACAUACCAUGGGCCAGAAAUAACUGGAUUUACCACGACAGGGCAGUCACUAUACAAACGAUUAAAUUUCGAGAAUUGUCAAAAAUGUGAAUAUAAUACUGCUGGAAAAAGACAUAAAAAAGCAAAACAUACUGGUGUAUAUAUUGUUACUCCAGUCCCCAUAAUAAUUUCAUGUAAAAAAAAAAAAAAGUACCUUUUUAUGAAUGGUACUACUGGCACCAUGACAAUCUCAUUUAAAUUAAGUUGUUAUGGUGACUGGAGUGUUACUUUAAAUAUAAAAUUUAAAAAAAUAAUAAUUUAGUAUCUGGAAACACCAAAUACAUUGUUUGCAUCAUAUGAGUGCCGUGAGGCUGGAAUUAAUAAGUUUGACAUAUUCUUUGCUACAGAGGAACAGGAAGAUGUUUCUGAUAUCCCAUGACAAGCGAUGUGGACUUUUGAAAACUCACAGAGCCUGUUCCUGCUCUGCCUCUGCCUCAGGUUGCAACCACACCCACUGCACAGCAUUUUUUAAACUGUUGUGCCAGUAUUGGAGAUAGUCUGCUCCCCCUUCGCCUUGUGUAACUACGGCAUGCAAACACACACUUUCUCUCAUUUAGCAUUUUUCAUUCAAUCUCAUUAUUAAUAGCACUUUGCAGAUCCAAGUGUCUGUCCUGGAGAACAGAACAUUUUGCAGGUAAUUCACAGUAUUUUUUAAUUUUCCUUGACUUCUAAGCCUAAACACAAUACAACUGAAUGAAUGAAUUGAGGAAUGGAUGAUGAUUUCUUUCAGUUUAUUUUUUUUCAGACUGAUGAUGGCAGCCUAGCAAGCGAUAUACAGACUUCCCGUCUCAUUUGUGAAGCUGGAGGGAGGGAUACAAGGGCCUAGAUAAUGUUUGAUACAAAUGACUGAUUUCAUCAUUCUUUAUUGAUACAUCACAUAUGUUUAUAAGUCACACAGCCUCCAGAAAUAUGUGACCAACAAAGGGCUAACAUUGUGUGGAGUUCACAAAGGAGUACUGUAUUUGAUAUGGCAGGGCAGAAAGAGUUAAUUGUGUACUUGUUUUACAGUUUGAUAUACAGUCCUCCAACUCAUGGUUCUCGGAUUGUCUCUGAGCUUUAUUGAGGCUCUGCGGAUAGCAAUACCCAGUGGCAAAGCGAGAAACUCAUCGCGAUUACCUACUAAUGCUCUGACCACUGGUGACCAGAAUGCUUGUACUGUACUCUAUCCAGUGGGUUGAGGGAGCUUCCUUGUCUUUUGUUGCCUGUCUGUUUACACAUAAAGACUAGAUCACUUACCCCCCUAGCCACUUGCUUAACUUGUCACAAACAUAUUGGCACUAAGGGUGGCUAUGGGCUCAACACUCUGGUUUCCAACUGUGUAGAUGCAGUCUCACACAAGGUCCACACACUGUUUUAUGUUUUGUCACACCUUUUUAUAACACCAGUGUUUGCGUAAAAGGUGGGAAGACCUAUUUAUUACAUUAUCCAGUAUCUAGUUGGUCAUUAGGUGAUGCCACUGAAGAAGUUGAGGCUGCUAGGCGAGUAGCUACAAGGUACCAGGUUGCUGCAGUAGCUUCGGUCAUUGGUGGUAUGGAUAAAAGGCAAACCAGGCACACAGCACAGUCAACAUAUAAGCCUGUUGGUAAAAAGUUAUCCCAUUUGCUUAUAUAAAUUGUUAUUAUCUACCUAACUCUACUUUCUAAAGUAGCUAAUAAAUGUAGCGGGUCUGUUUUUAUGAAGAACCUUCAAAAAUGUUUUACGAAUUUAAGUCUUUCAGGGCUAGUUAAAAUCGUCAACCUCAUAGAAGCACCAUCUCAAAUGGAAAACCAUUUACAUAUGAUGUUGCACUGUGAUGUCUCCUAUGCGCUUUUGAGUAUGUAAUCCACCAAUGGAAAGGUUUGAGGAAUUGAAAAGGUUUUGGCGCAAUACCAAGUUAAUCAUUUAUACACACUCAUUUAAAGGCAUAUUACUCUGUCACCUUGCUGGGAAGCUUUGUAAUCUAGUCCUACACCAAAUAUUAUGUGCUCAUACAAAACGUGAUACUAAGUAGGAAAGAGUGGCUAGGAGAUUUGGGUCCUUAAGAUGGAGUAUCCCACCUAACUACACUGUACUUAUACAACCCGUUUAUUAGUGAUAUACUUCACAUCUUAAUUGAUAUGUCCUAAUGCUAUUGGCCUGUAUAUACAUUAUCAGUAUCUUCAUACCAACAUCACAGAUCUGUGCCUCCUACAUUAGAGAAUAGUUACUAUUAAUAUGCAAAUAUUAACCUCAAACGUGUCAAAAUUGUAUGUCCAAUCAGAAUGUUUCUACAAUAUUAUGUUUUCUUCUCAUUCCCUCUGUUAUAUCAGAACAUCAUUCUCCCCCCUCCUAUAAUUUACCCUUAAGGUAAGUUGGCCCUUUUUCUCACAUGCCUACCACUUGAAGUGAGCGCUAUGAUAUUUUAGUUCAUCCCAACUUCCCCUUCCCCAUCCACCCACUCUUCCACUUUAUCAACACUUCUGCCAAUGUUGAGUUCAUUACACUAGUUAUAGAAUAAUGUUAUAAUUAUAUUCUCUAUUUUUCUUGUGCUACAGAUCAUUCUACCGGUAUGACACUGAUGAAUGGUGAUGGAGAACACAAGCAUGAGGCUGAUGUGGAAACAAAACAGAAUGGACAUGAUGCAGGAGAACCGACAGAAGAUGGAAAUGAGCAAGAAGUCAUUGUUAUCCAGGACACUGGUUUUUCGGUCAAGAUACAAGUUCCUGGGCUAGAGAUGUUUACUAUCCAGGUAAAGCAUUUGCUUUUGUGCAUACGCAAAAGGAAAUUCUCACCUUAUAGUUGCAGGUUCCUGCGAUGGUAAGAGUAUGCGAUUAUCCACAAUUUAUUAAUCUACAAAGUUGGUUUUGAUAUGUGGGUAAUAAUCACAGUGACUUUGCCUAUAGGAAUGUCAGUUCCACCAUGUUUUCUUGAACACACAUCACUUCUACAUAUUGAUGGGUAGAGAAGAGUGCUGUCCUGCAGGGAGGGAUUCAAGCCAUACAGCACUGAGGAAUCCUGCAGCCGAUGUAAUGUUCAUACUACAGAGCAGCAUGCUUCAUGUACUGCCAGUCAGCAUGAAGAAAAGAUUUGUGUUCUGGAAAAACUUGGUGGAUCUGUCUACCCUAUUAUGAGUAUAUGGGGCUACCUGUACCUUUGUAUGUAGUCAUUCGUUUAACCCAUUAAGGACACAUGACCUGUGUGACAUGUCAUGAUUCCCUUUUCUUCCAAAAGUUUGGUCCUUAAGGGGUUAAAUAUUUGUACAAGAAUAGAAAAACCCUGGGUUAUUCUCAAGUGAAAAAAAUAAUCUGUAGGAACUAGCUGGGAAUUAACACAUUCGAACGAGUUAGUAAGGUAGCCACGAAAGCUUAAUUUCCACCCCUAUCUUGUUUCAAGAUGAUGUUUGGUUCUUGUACACAUAGAAACAUAGAAUGUGACGGCAGAUGAGAGCCGUUUGGCCCAUCUAAUCUUCCCAAUUUUCCAAAUACUUUAAUUAGUCCCUGGCCUUAUUUUAUAACUAGGAUAGACUUAUGCCUACCCCACACAUGCUUAAACUCCUUCACUGUGUUAACCUCUACCACUUCAGCUGGAAGGCUAUUCCAUGCAUCCACUAUCCUCUCAGUAAAAUAAUACUUCCUGAUAUUAUUUUUAAACCUUUGCCCCUCUAAUUUAAGACUUUCUUAUUGUUGUGGUACUUUUUCUUCUUUUAAAUAUAGUCUCCUCCUUUACUGUGUUAAUUCCCUUUAUGUAUUUAAAUGUAAUGUGCUCCUGUAUAUUACAUUUAACAUAUUUCUGCCCAUGCAGAGACCGCAUCCUAUCCCUUCUUGUGUGCAGGUCUUGAACCUCAUGGUGCGGUACAUAUCCACAGCAACAUGGAAGGAAUGUCUAGACUACACAUACACUUAAGCAAUUUGCCUCUGCUGCUCUAAUCACCCCAGUAAACAUUUCAGUAGCAUGUAUUGGGGUUAUGGAAGGGGCUCUGUCAUUUUCCAGACAUUAAAGGGACUCUCCAGUGCUACCAAAACAUUCAUUUUCCUGGCACUGCAGGACCCUACAGUGCCCCUCUCACUCCCACCCCCACAUCCCAAGUCACUGAAGGAGUUAAAACCCUUUCAGUGACUUACCGGAGUUCCAGUGCCAAUGUCCCUCGGUGCUGGGUCAGACUCCGCCUACUCUCCUCCUCGCUGUCAGGCGGCGGGGCAGACCUAAUGCACAUACGCAGCGUGAGGACGUGCGUCGUAUAACACACUUUUCGUGUUCUAAGAACACUGAAGUCCCUCUAGUGGCUGUCUGAUAGAAAGCCACUAGAGGAGGACUUAACCCUGCAAGGUAAUUAUUGCAGUUUGUAAAAGAGAAAUGACCUUCUUGCAAGGGAAAAUGUAAUAAGCAGAAGCUGGUUUUCUCCCUUUAAGGAACCUCUCAAAAGUACCAUAAAAAUAGUUACAUUUGCAAGGUUAAGGGUGGUGGGAGUUGGCACCCAGACCACUCCAAAGAGAAGAAGUGGUCUGGGUGUCUGGAGUGUCCCUUUAACCGUUCCCUUUAAAAAAGAUAACUGAAAAAUAGGCCUAGUUGCGGUUUCAUAUUAAAGGAAAAUUAUUUGUAUGUUUGUGUUUUUAAUUUUGACAGUAAAAUUUGCAGAUCAUUUCCUGAUGAUACCAGGCCUGGCGAUUAAACCUCAUUACGUUGCAAGCCAUGUAACCCCAUCAUGUAAUGCAAAUUUCUCUUUCCUUCUCCAGGUCUCUCCGCAGGAGAUGGUGCAAGAGAUCCACCAGGUUUUAAUGGACAGAGAGGACACUUGCCAUAGGACGUGCUUCUCUCUGCAACUCGAUGGAAAUGUUCUAGAUAACUUUGCUGAGCUGAAGACCAUUGAAGGCUUCCAGGAGGGCUCUGUGCUCAAGGUGGUUGAAGGCAAGUUUUUGAUGUUCUUUUAUUGUUCCUCUUUUUAUAAAAUUUCUCAUUGUCUGAAACAAACAUUUAUUUAUGUGAUCAUUUUGGGACUAUUUUUAUGGUACUUUCGAGAGGUUCCUUAUAGGGAGAAAACCAGCUUCUGCUUAUUACAUUUUCCCUUGCAAGAAGGUCAUUUCUCUCUCUUUUUCCCCAUUGAUUCUAGGGUGAGUCCAGUAUUCCUCCUGUACUCCAGACACUAAUACUACUUUAAUGCAUUUGAUAGGUUUUGGCCUAUAUGCUGUAUCUUUUUUUUUUACUUUUAAUAAACGAAUAAAUGCUACACCAUGAGCCUGCCUCCCUUGUGAUGCCUCCUCAUGCCAGAGAGACUUCCUUAGGUAUACACACAGUCUGAGUCCAAAUAGCACUGAGUGAGCUGCACAACCUGGCUGCAGACAGACAGAGAAACUACAGACAGGUAGUUGAUAUCCUUACUAUAUGUCUCCCUGGGUGUCCUCUCCUUCUAAAGCAGGUUGCUUUAUUGUUCAUAUCAUUCAGUACUGUCAGUGACUGAGCUGUGUGCAUACAUCUUAUUAUUAUUUUAUUAUUUCCAUUUAUAUAGUGCAAACAGAUUCCGUAGCGCUUUACAAUAUUAUGAGAAGGGGGAUUUAACUAUAAAUAGGACAAUUACAAGAAAACUUACAGGAACGAUAGGUUGAAGAGGACCCUGCUCAAACAAGCUUACAUUCUAUAGGAGGUGGGGUAUAAAACACAUUAGGACAGGAAAUAGCAAUCAAAUAAGGUGGGAGUGAAGCAGAGCUGGAGGAGAGAAUAGAGUGCUGACCUUUAGGAGAGAGCAAGAGACAGGUAUGUAGAGGUUAGUCUGGAAAUGUUCUAUAAGGAAGUGUCUCCAAGCAGGGGAAAUGAUAGAAGAAUACAGGUGGACCAGAGAUGGAUAUUACAGGGGAGUAACACCCACAAAACUAAGGAAAUGGUGAUGCUGGACCGGCGGUAAGAUAAUAUGCACUGAAUACAUUGUGUGUCUCUGUAAUGUGCGGUAUGCAUUGCAUUUGUGGCUGAUUUAUGUUAAAGUAAACCUUUUGACACCCUCACUUUAAUACAUGUUUACUGGGUUCUUUAGGUUGAGACAACCUAAAUCAUCUCCAAAUACACUGAAUACUGAAAAUGUAAAGGGACACUAUAGGCACUCAGCUCAUUGAAGUGGUCUGUGUGCAUAUUCCCAGGUCCAUGAAAAGGUAAUUAUUGCAGUUUUUAAUAAACUGCAUUAAUUACCUUUGUGUGGUAACCCACCUCUAGUAGCUGUCUACCAGACAGCCACUAAAGAGACUUCCAAGUCAUUAUGUGACUUUUGGUUCACUUAACUGAUGCUGGACGUUCUCACACGAUGCAUGAGGACAUACAGUGUCACCCGAAACCCCACAGAAAAGCAUUGUAAAAUGCUUUCCUAUGCGGGCAGUACUAAUGCGAGCGCAACUUUUGCCGCGCAUGCUCAUUAGGUCUCCCCCGCCAGCUGACGUGCCCAAGCCAGCGUCGAGGGCUAUCACUGUUGGGCUCAGGUAAGUAACCCCAUCUGUGCCACAGGGGGAGAGAGGGAAGGGGGGGCAUUAUAGGGAACUAUAGUGCCAGGAAAGCCACUUUUGCCUUUAAAUCACAGUGUCUUGUUAGAUUUGACCGCAUACUGUUCAGGUUGCACUUGCUAUACGCUUCUUACAAAUGACUAUGCAAGGCAGUGCAGGUUCACACGUACUUUAUUCUCUCUACAUCUGUUAAAUGGAAGUAUUGCUGGUAAGUAGGAUUAGACUUUACAGCAUUACUGUCUGGCUUAAAGGGAAAAAAAUACUGGAUUUAUACAGGACUUUCUUUAGUUUGCAUGUGGCAUUGUCCAUUUCAUUGCUUAUCAAUAAUCUUACAAAUACUAAACAGGCUGAAUAUGUAUCUGAUCCACUCAGGGUUAAAUUGUAAGUGCUUCAGGCAAAAAGUUAGUAUUCAUUCUGGGUAUUUUACUUACAGCUGUUCUCAGAAGUAAAAUUUAUUUUAAAUGAGAUGUACCAGUUCUAACGUGCAUCAGAAUAGAUCUGUCUAGAGAUCUCCUGUAUAUAUUAAUGGAUGUUCCUAUAAAAUUCAGUAAUAAACAAGUUGCUUAAAACUUAUAACCCCCGCCUGAGAGAUGGUCAUUCUAAAUGAAACUCUUACAAUUUUUGGUAUAUUACAGGUGAGGGCAACAUUGAAAAACAAACCUCCAAUAAAGACCUGAUAGUCCAGCCAGUUAGUAAGGGCAAAGAUGAUCUUUAUAGUUGUUACAGAUUGUAGUUAAUUAUUUACAAGGUUAAAUCGUUUGCCUUGGAUAUACUGCGAAGGUGGAAAAUCCCAUUAACAAAGCCUUUUCCAAACACUCCUCUUAAUUGACUGAAUCUGGAAAGAUUUCACUCUACUGAAGAUCAUCAGUUCUUCUCAAAAGCAGCUCAGGUGUAAUCACAAUAGAGGCGGGUUAUCAAGACAAAAACAGGUGUUAUUCUGUGGCAAAGCACUAAAUGAGGAGAAAUCGCCAUGGAAACCAGUAGAAUCUUUAUCACCUUGUUUGCUUUCAUAAAUCAUCUCCUACGAUGGCUAGUCACAGAGAUCUCCACUAUCCCAGUACAAGAAUAUCGCUUGUCUAAUCACCUCCCUUUGAUAUACUAUAAAAGCUCCUCAUUUGUAUCGGACACAGCUACAUACUUGCUUUCUUUAAUACGACAUGUACACAACUUUUAGUAUUAGUGUUUUUCAAAUCUAUUAAUAGGCCUGUUUUUUUUUUUUUUUAAAUAUUUUAUAUACACACACAGCUGCGUCCAUAAAUAUGAUUAAGAUACUAAUUAACUUUCCUGUGAUAAAAAAGCCCUUGAUUGACACUCUGCCACGUUUUUGGAUCCCAAGGACAGGUUUGUUGCCUUCAUUAGCACCACUCAAAGAUCCAUUUUGCUGACUUACAAAUCUAGAGUCCUUUACAAAGUUAGUUGCACCUCACACUAAAUACUUUGCAUGGACUGCUUAUAGAGUAAACAUGGUAAACCGAACAAGGACUGUUGCAUUUUAUUAUACAGGGCUAAUUGCUUUUUUUUUUUUUUUUGUAUUAUAGUUAUCAUUUGGAAUUAUUACAUCUCCAUCAUGUACCAUUGACUCAAAGUUGUGCUAGUUUUAUGUUGUCUCAGCUGAUUUGUAUAACUCUACAGAGCCAUACACCGUGCGGGAAGCCAGGAUCCAUGUGCGUCAUAUACGAGACCUCUUGAAAAGCUUGGACCCAUCUGAUGCUUUCAACGGCGUGGAGUGCAAUUCCCUUUCCUUCUUGAGUGUGUUCAGCGAUGGCGACCUUGGAGGUAUGAGGGCAGUAAUGUAGAAGGCCUUCCUGUUAGCAACUGCAUUCCUUUACUUAUUUGUGAAGCCAGCAAUUAAAGUAUUGUUGAAUUAUCAGAAAUUGUUCUUUGAUUCCUCCUAUUACAACAUAUCAAAAAGCUGGACCAAUAUGUUUGCCUGUAUGGCUGGUAACAUCACAAGGGACACUGUACAUCAAGGGUGUCAAAAAGGUCAACCCCAGAUGUUGUAGAAUUACAACUCCCAUGAUGCUUUGCAGGCCUUUAGAAUGACAAAGCAUCAUGGAAGCUGUAGUUUUAAAACGUCUGGUGAUCUACCUUUUGGGCACCCCUGCUGUACCUGAAGUUCAUUGUGUGCAGCACAACAUAUGCAUGCUGUUAGUGUCUUAAAUUAUGCAUACAGGUUAUGUUGAACCUGUACUGCAGCCAUUAAAGGAGCCCUUCAGCUUGCUAAAGUGCAUUGUCAGGAGCAUUGCAUUUUAGCUGCAGUUUACUAAAGUGCUGAUUUUCUAUUUCAAAUAUGCACUUGUAUAAAUAAUUGCAGAAACACCUCCUGGCUGUCAACCAGCCAGCAAAGAGAAGGUUAUCUUUCCGAUUCCAGUAGCUAUUGGAAGUGUCAGGUGGUCUCUGCUAAAGCGUGCCUUACUUCGUCACUUUGUGCUUGUGAGUGAUUUGGAAAAAAUGCCUGUACAUUCUUCUUUUAACAACUUUAUUCCUGUAAGAAAAACAAAACUGGUUUCAGUGAAUGUGCCAAAUAGUUUAAUUGUUUCUCUUUUAUGAAUGAGUGUUUGUAUGGAACAUACACUGCUUUCCCACUGAACACACCGGGAUGCAUUGAAAGGUCGCUGGCCCUUUUUGUUUUGUUUUUUCCCACUCUGUUUUGAGAUUUAGUAGAAGUUUUAAGUGUCUUUAGAUUAUCGUACAGUAUUUUUUUUAUAUAACCUCUGUGAACCUAUUGUGUGGCAGUACAAUUGCUUUAUAGAAGACAAAACACAUGAUUUGCUGGAACAAGAUUCUUAAUGUAAGGAAAAAAUGAUUGUGAGAUUUUUGCUAUCAGCAAUUGACAAAGGUCUUUGCUGACAAAAAUGAUCAGUGAAUUUCUAAUACUACUUUUCAGCGCAAUUUGAAAUAAAAUAAAAAAUUUGUUAAAUUUAUCACUUCCACUGUCUACUUGUGUUGUGGUUAAGCCACUGUAUAUGUUUGCUUUGGAUUAAGCAAUUUUUCCUUGAAUUUGUCCCUAUAUAGAUAGUGGAAGAAAGAAAAAGAAAGGAGCGGAUAUUGAACAGAUCGAUUGCACUCCUCCUGAAAAUAUCCUGCCCGGAAGCAAAGAGAGACCUCUAUGUCCGCUUCAACCACAGAACAAAGACUGGAGGGUAAUAUUACUGAGCCACGUGUUAUGUCUCAUAUUGUGCUGCAAAACACCUGAUAAAAAUAGAUCCAAGGUGAAAUUAAUUUGAGAUAUGUUAUAUGGAAAAUACCCUCACCCUCGAUUGACACUUCCAAACCUUGGAGAAGAGAGGCAAAGUAAUAAUUCACAUUUAUAUGCAGUAUGGUACUAUUUCAUUAAGAAAACUGGCUUUAUAACUCAAAUAGUCAAAGAACUGAUCAUGUGGCUGCUGGUCCAUGUAUAAUGCAUACAGACCCGAUUAGAAAGCUUAAAGUAACAUUCCACUGAAAUUGUUUUAACAACUUGGUAGAUAAACCCCCAUAUAAAACAUGCCUAUAUUUUGUCUGCAUGUUUUCUUUGUAGGCAUGUGGGGAGGGGGGGGGAGAGAGAAACGGCUUGCAAAAGCUGCAGUAUGCAACCUUUUCAAGCCCUCCCCAAUAUCCUAGGCUCAGUCUGUGCCAGGAUAUACACCAGUCAGAGGCUUCCUUUUGAGAUUGUAGAAGGGGGUAAGUCAGACAUUCAGUAGAUUAGAGCACCUGUCACUUGUUAGAUCUGUGAAGUGAACGAAAGCUGAAUACAACCUCCCCGGUUGUCUGCCUCCAAUUAGAAGUGUUGAUUUCUGUUGAAAUUAGCACUUUUUUUUUUAAACUGUCUAACAAUCUGUCAGCACCAAAGUUACAGUUUAGUGGAUAAGGGAGUGCGCUGGAUUUUUAUUUUUAUUGUACUCAUGGGCUCCCAGCAGCACCCUAUUUAUGUUUAGGUGAGUGCAGCCAGCCCCUUGUUUUAGCAUUUAAAAUGGGGCACUCCACUGCCAAAUUAUUGAUUUUCUCAUCCCUCCUGGGUGGUAUGUUUUCAUUACUCAUUCUCAGGUCCUCUACCAGAGGCCUGGGAGUUUGAGGGUUUGCGCAGUAUCUUACAGGUUCCUAGAACUGCACUCUUCUGGACAGCAAUCUCAGGUGUUCCAUCUGGAAUCUGUUGAAGCCACUCCCCCAACUUGGGAGUCACAGCCCCGAGUGCUCCUAUCACAACUGGGACUACUACUGCCUUCACAUUCCACAUUCUUUCUAGUUCUUCCUUAAGUCCUUGGUAUUUCUCCACCUUCUCAUGUUCCUUCUUCCUGAUGUUAUAGUCACUGGGUAUUGCCACACCCACCACGACUGUAGUCUUCCAUUCUUUGUCUACCACCAUGAUGUCGAGUUGGUUGGCUAGUACUUGCUUGUCUAUCUGGAUCUUGAAGUCCCACAGGAUCUUAGAUGGAUAUGUAGAGAUUGUAGACGUAUUAGUCCAGUGAUGUAGAUGUAAAAAAACAGAUACAAUUCAUAUCUUGUGAUACAUUUUUUUUUUAUUGGACUAACAGAACUUUUUAUUGACAAGCUUUCAGGAGAACAUCCCUUUCUCAAGUAUAAAGCAUUUCUGAGCAAGAUGAUACACAGAAUUCAAAGUUGAAUUGGGAUACAGGGGUUAAAGCAACAUGAGUACAGGUAAGACACAGGUUUGAUAGAAAAUAGACACCAUUCUCGCAGAGGGUCGUAAAUAUCUUGUGUGAAGAUCAGAGUGAGGGGGGAGAGAGAAAAAAAAACAAGUGAACUGCAGAAGAUGGUGCUAGAAAGGGAGAGUAAAAACAAAAUAAUUACUUGUAUAAAAAUUCAUGCAUUUCUCACCUUCUGGCACCAUCUUCUGCACUGCUUGCUUCUUUUUUUUUUUUCCUCUCUCCUCCCUCACUCUGUGAUCUUCACACAAGAUAUUUACGAACCUCUGCGAGAAUGGGGUCUACUUUCUAUGAAAACUAUGUCUUGCCUGUACUCAUGUCGCUUUAAACCCUGUAUUUCAAUUCAUCGUUUAAUUAUAUGCAUCAUCUUGCUCAGAAAUGCUUUAGACUUGAGAAAGGGAUGUUCUCCUGAAAGCUUGUCAUUAAAAAAAGGUAUCACAAGAUACAAUUUUUGUUUGUAUGUAUAUAUAUAUAUAUAUAUAUAUAUAUAUAUAUAUAUAUAUAUAUAUAUAUAUAUAUAUAUAUAUAUAUAUAUAUAUAUAUAUAUAUAUGUAUGUAUAUAUGUAUAUAUAUAUAUAUAUAUUGUUAUAGUAAUUUUUUUAUUUUUUUUAUUUUGACUUAAUGUCAGCGUCACUUAAUUAAAGCUAUAUCUGACAAUUGUCUUAUUGCAGCCUUUGCAGUGUCUAAAAGUUCUCACCAUGAGUGGCUGGAACCCUCCGCCUGGCAACAGGAAGAUGCACGGAGACCUGAUGUAUAUCUACGUUAUUACCAUGGAAGAUCGGCACGUCAGCAUCACUGCUUCCACCAGAGGAUUCUACCUCAAUCAGUGAGUGUCUGUCCUGCAAUCUAAUGUAAAGUCCGCUUAGCUAAAACCGUGUUUAUUUUAGGUAGAAUGAAAUUGUGAGCCAAUAUGACCUUGAUUUUAAUAUCAACACACUUCUCUGAUUGCCCCAUUCCAAGAACACAAGCAAUGACCAUAAUGUAUUAGAAGUAUCUGUACUGCUCCCUUUUUUGUUUUUUACCUGCGUCACUCUUUCUCAUCAAGAUUAUAGUCUGUAGACUUUGUCAACAUGGAUUGCCCUGCAGAUUUGACAUCAUCCAUUCCGUAUAGCCCUGUUUUCAAUAAAUGGGAAUAAACUAGAUAUUCUGAGAAUGUGGUUACGUAGUGUCAUGAUAGACUGUUUUUUUUUUGUUCUUUUUUAUCCUUGCUUAAAUCUGCAUUGUGUUUUAAGAAAUUUCAAGUGGCAAAUAUAUGAUCUGAGAAAAUCAAACUUCAGCUUAGCUGCAAUUGGAUAAUGUCUUAAACACAUAGUAUGUUGUAGCUGCUGUAGUUCCCCUAUUUACCAUUAUGAAGUCUCAAAGCAGAGAAUUUAGCAGCGCUAACCGCACAGAUAUCUUUAACUCUCUUAUAUUGUUAGUACAAGAUUAUAUAAAAUAUAUAAAUAAUACAAUAAACAAAUAGGGAUUGUCUUAGAAGCAAUAGUUUUCUUUUAAAAUAUUUUAUUAAAAUAUGAAUAAAUAUAGUCAUAUAAAAACUUGAUAAUUAUAAUAAUUUACAGCAGAGAUUAUAUGAUUAAAGUAAAUGCUUGCUUGCAGUAUCCAUAAAUGUCAAUCUCUAAGCCUUGUAAGAUGCAGCGGCAUCAAUUCUUUCCUUUGUGUGUGAUAGUACACAUAUUUAUACCAUAGAUUUUCACUUAGGUCAUGUUUAGGAAAAUAGAAAAACAAACCUAAUCUAUCUCAACUUGACCAUUAAAUGACAAAGCCUUGACUUGGUCAUUUCACAUGGGGACAACUUAAUCAGUCUAUUGUCAUAAGCUAUACAUCCUAAUCGGUUUGGACUAAAUCCUUUUAGGUGGCUUUCCUUCCCUCCCCGCCUCCCGUUGAUGUCACACUAACCUAGGGCAAGAUGGCAUUUGUACGAGAAUCAAUGUUUCAAACAACAUGUUUGCUACAUCUCUUAAAGACAAAGUACACCGUUUAAGAAAUACAACUUUUCAUUCUAAAAAACCUGCAAUAUUUGAUAAUGUCCAUAACAAUGUGAACGUAUAGCAAGCUUAAUACACCACCAUUCUUCCUUUUGCCUCUAAUGCACAUAGUCGGGGAAUUGGCUCUUGUUUGUGUGCUUUUUGCAGGUUGUUUAGAGGACCGAAAGUCUCCAAUCAAUUUUAAUGUAUUAGUUGUGAUGUUCUUGCUUUAUAUGUCCUCGAGAUAUUGUUAAAGUUUGUUUGUUUUGAUACGCCUUUCUAGAACAGGAAGAGCAAAAAGUAAAUAUGACAUUAGCGGCAUGAAAUAUAUAACCUCAAACAAACAUAAUCUCCAAAAGAAAUAAUAAAAGAAUGUGAGAACGGAACAGAGCCACCAAAAGUGAAGCACAUGUAUUGCCCAAACCCAACCAAACACGUUCAAGUAUUCGUGUUAUUUUAAGUGUCAUAUCAUUGUACGUGUGUUGUAAAAACCUGGAGCGCUUGGCUUGCAAAUCAAGACAAUAUUUUCUGAUUACGCUAAGUGAGUGAGCUACCUUUUUGGCACUCCAGAUGUUGUGGACUAAAUCUCCUAUAAUGGUCUUACUGCCAUAAUGCUGGCAAACCAUCAGGGGAGGUCUCCAGCCGUUUUUGUUCCAACUCUCCCCUGAGUAAUGGGUGUGCGUCGUGACACUUGGAAUCCAGUAGCUGCAGGAGAAUCAAAGAUUGGUAUCUCCCAGCCAGUCAUGUUUAUUAAUCCAUUUUUUUUUAUCAGACCAAACCCAACUUUACAAUUUAGCAUAGGGCUAAAUUUAGGAUGGCUUCUCAUGCUGAAAGUCAGCUGUAUUAUUUGUUGCAGGAUGUUGCAUUGAAACAUUAUCCCUUUUUAAUUAUUUUGUGUUUUCUGCCCUGCCCUUUUCGUGGCAAAUUAAUUUGUUUGAAUUUUCUCUCAUUGUGGGCAAUGUAUUAAACUUCACCAAGCCAAUUAAAUGCAGAGUGCUUGACUGUACGGCCCUGUUCCCAUUUUGCUUUUCCAGAUCUACUGCUUACAGCUUUAAUCCUAAACCAGCCAAUCCCAGCUUCCUCAGCCACUCCCUGGUGGAACUGCUGAAUCAGGUCAGCCCUACGUUCAAGAAGAAUUUUGCUGCCCUACAGAAGAAAAGGUAAAACCAGAUUUCAUUGUUAAUGGCUCAUAAACCUCUACUGUUUUCUGUUUGGCUAUAUGAGCCUCACAUUUGAAAUACAGCUUGAAUUCCAGGCUGUUGUGACUUUAAACCUUAAUCCUCAAUUGUUGUUGCUUUUAUGCAUUAACACACUCUUUCACAUAUAUGUACCAACACCUGGAUGCAUCUACAUAAGCGUUUUAUUUAGCAGAAUUGGGUAGGGAUGAGCAUUCAUAAGAUAAGGAAGUGGUUUCUUUAGAAAGGCACAGCUGUUAUCAUUCUAGCUCUUUUCCGUCCCCAUUAUAAUGAAGAUGCUUUUCCCACGGAAAUAAUGGGUUAUUAUUGAAGUGGCAAAAUGUAAGGGGUGACAUGCUGUGUCACUGGAGAAAGUGAAAGAAAUGUUUCAUGUUGGGGAGGCAGGAUUGAUGACUAAGGUUCUGGAAGUUAUUUAAUGGGAGGGUGGGAAUAAAUAUGCUGCAUCAAGUCUACAACUGCUCUGUCUAGGAAUGGCUCCUUUUUAUGUGUAUAUUUAGAACCACGUGAUAUCAAGAAUUAAAGGUGCACAUAAAGCACUUAUGCUGUUUGGAGUCUGCAGUAUUUGUAACAGUUGAUUAAAGUGCUGAUUUUCAAGAAAAUUCAGCACUUUUAUAAAAACUCGCCAAAAAGUGUCCCCAGCUGUCAGACAACUGGGGGUGACUUCUUUUGUUGUGCUAGAGCAAGCUUGCCUCCCCCCUUCUCAAUAAGUUGCACUGUAGCCAAGUAGAAACAUUACAAAGUCGCUUGUGUAAGCCUCUGCUUUAUUCCCCAGCAGGUGUCUUUCGGGGUAUAUUUACUACAUUUUUAAAGAAAAGGUUAAAUUCAGUGGACUGUUCCUUUUAAUGUGCGCACUGCUUUUAUAGAAAGAAUUAAAACUAGAUGCAGACUCUAACCUGCAUUAAACCUGAUAUUUAACCCCUUAAGGACCAAACUUCUGGAAUAAAAGGGAAUCAUGACAUGUCACACAUGUCGUGUCCUUAAGGGGUUAAUUAUCUGCUGAAAUAUUAUAGUAAAUUAUAUAGUGCCAACAUAUACCGCAGUGCUGUAUAUUUAGCAGGAAAUCACAUCUGGGGAAGGCUAUGGUAAAGCGGUUUCUGUAAGAAGCUAGCAAUUCUACUUUCUAUGUAAAAAUUUGCAUUAAGGCUGUUUUGGGAAAUUUUGGACACGGUUUGUUUGCCCGUGCGUUCAUUCUGAUGUCAAAACCUUCACUUUUAUUUUGCUUGUAGAGCAGUUGAUAUGGAAAUAGUUUUUCCCAUUUAUUUUUAUAAACCGCAUUGCUCGACACAUAGGCAGCCUGUCAUCUGGGCACAUGAUUGUCAGGAUGAUACGUCCCUCUUCAGAUAGGAACAUUGUCCUUAACACCCAGUGUUUCACGGUCACUCACUUUUCAGCCUUGUAGUGUCAUUCCAUUUCAUUUUAAACAUGCAAAACUUAGUAGAUCUUAUCAAAGUUUAUCAAAUGUCCUUUUGCAAUUUUAAAAAUGGUGUGAUUUCCUGAAUGCAGCAUGUGCUCUUCUCAUUGUGUAAGGAGGUCCCUUUUUUCCAGUCUGCAAUGUUAAUUCUAACUUCAGUAAUUUGCAAGAAUGCCUCUUGUGACUGAUUUUCAAGAGUUUUCUACUAAAUUUGUGUAACCGUACGCUAUCAGAGUAUUAGUACACUAAUGUACACUAACACUCCUUUACUGUUAUGAAGUUGUCUACUUCACAUAUAAGAGCGAGUUUGCAAGGAAUUCUACAUGGGUAGAAGAGCUUACAGGUUUGCAUCAUCAUGUCUGUGCUACACCUGCUUUAAAGAAUAUGAUCCUUUGUUCUCAAUUGGCAUAGAAUUGUUUCAGAGAGAGUUUGCCUUAGAAGUUAAUAACUCCACCACGACUCAGACCAUAUAAUGGGCAUACGCCCAUACUUAAAUUCUAUAGCAUUGGUUCAUUAGAGCCAUGAACGCAAUCUGUUUAUUAGCUCAUCACUAUGUCCUAUAAACAGCUUUUGUUUCUCCAAAUUUCACAUUAUAAUUUGUUCCUGAAAAUUGUAAACUAAUUUUAUAAUGAAAGGCUGUUUUUAUAGGAUUUUAAAACCCUGUUGGAGUCCUUGUAAUUAACUGCUAUGUUACAGUACAGGGUUAUUGCUGUCCGUUUGUUUUUUUGUAGUUGUGUUUUUUUGUGUUUUUUAUAAAAAAAAAAUUAUUUACAGUAUAAAUUUUAUUUUUUUCUUGAAUUUUGAUUCAUAACAAAUCCAUUCCUGUGUGGUGUUCUUGUUGAAGUGCACUCACAGGACUCAAUAAUAUUUCUAAUCGUGCUGUUUAUUCAAGCAUCAAGUAAUACAAAGAAGUGUCAACGUUUCAGUCCUUGACGGACUUUUUGUGUGUGUGUAAAUAUAUGUAUGUCUGUCACUUUCCACGUGUCCCGCACUCACUGCUCCCGGUCUUGUUAAUGCCUCGGUGCAAACUCCGACCAUAAGUAUAUAUAGGUUCUUGUUGAAGUGCACUCACAGGACUCAAUAAUUUUCGGAAUACAAUAGUGUGUGUGUGUGUGUAUGUAUGUGUGUGUGUGUAUAUAUGUAUAUAUCUAUCUAUCUAUAUCUCACACACACUAUCUCAUGUGUAGUAGUAUCAGUAUUGUUUUUUUUUGUUUUUUUUCUUUUUUGUUUUUCUGAUAAAAGGAUCGAUCUUAAAACAUGAUUAACCAGGAAGAAUACAUUGUGUUUUACAUGGUUUAUGGUAGUAAUCAAUGGAGAACUGAAAUAAUUAGGUACACUCUUUUUGUUGAAGGAUACAAAAUGAAUUUAAUGCAGUCCUACGUGCGUGGUGUUUUUGUUUUGUGUCUGUUAAUUUAUUUUUAAUUAAAAUGGUUGCUUUUAAAAACAAGUCUACUUCCAAUCAAUAGCACUUUUUUAGCUUCUCCAUUGUAUUCCGAAAAUGCAUAAAAGUCCUAUGACCAGAGAUUAAACACGAGCAGAGCGAAGUAGAUGUUAAAAUAAAAUCCUGGGCAUUCUUUAUAAGAAGCUUUUGUGGGGCACUUUGCUCUCCAGUAAGAUAAUAUCCCCUCUUGUGUACAAGUUUAAGUAAUAUAUGACCAUGUGGUGUGAUGCAUUGUUCUAGAGUUCAGAGACAUCCUUUUGAACGGAUUGCCACACCAUUCCAGUUAUACAGCUGGACUGCACCCUUAGUUGAACAUGUGAUGGACUGCGUCAGAGCGGAGGAUGCCUACACAUCUCGUCUUGGUUAUGAAGAGCACAUCCCAGGACAGGUACCAAUUGUUCAAGCUAUUUUGAUACUUGUGUAGGAGACAGGCUGGGCAGUAUAGAGGAUGUAGCGCAUAACAGCAGAUGUGUCAAAGGCUUGCGCUAGCUGAGAUAUUACACGGUUGAUCAACAAUAAUCAGCCACAUUCUAUUUGGCAUUGGUCAAAUGCUAAGCAGUCAUGCUUACAGUUGCAGAAAAAAAGCCUGAAGUAAGCGAUAAUUCAUCUUCAUCUUUGCAGGGAUCCUGCAGAAUUUUUGAGUUAUGUAUUGGCCUGCAUAGCUUAAUGAUUCACUGGUUGUAUUCGCCAGCUUUUGGGAUGGGAUUUAAAAGAACUUCGUAUUACACGCAAUGACUCUUUGUUUCAACAAAAAAAACUGAUUGUGAUUAUUUCAGACCAGAGACUGGAAUGAAGAACUGCAGACCACGAGAGAAUUGCCACGCAAAAACCUGCCAGAAAGACUCCUGCGUGAGAGAGCUAUUUUUAAGGUAUUGCACGGAAUACCCUAUUUUUAUAGGCGAAGAUCUGGGGCAAAGUACAACAUUUGCAUAGGAAACUAUGGAUUGCUUCUGCCUAUUGCACCAAAUGCUCUUAUAUGAUUUGUCUCACCCAAAAAAAAAGUUUUAUCCGUAAUUUUUCUACAGAGUUUUCAUUUUGGGAGUUUACCUGUGUGUGGUUGAUCUUGCUAAUGAUGACAUAAUGGAUGACUGUGCAGGCUAGCAUCGUUAUUGUACACUGUGCUCCUAUAGGAGUGGUAGGCAACCUUUGGCGUUCCAGAUGCUGGACUUCAUCUCCCAUGAUGCUUUGUCCGCUUGGCUGUAAGAGCGUUCUGGGAGGUGUACUCCAACAUCUGGAGAGCCAGAGAUUGCGUAUCCCUACUUGGUAUUGUUGCUGAUGUCUCAGAACUAAUGAUUGUAAAGCUGUGGAUAAACCCAAUCGUGUUUGUGUUGAACUCUUGUCAAAUGACGGAGUAGUCAUGUUUGACGUACGCCACAAAUGCCACGGCAAAUUGCAUAGAAAUCGGGAUAGCUAUUGCAAAUAUACAUAUGUUGUUGGCUUUACCCGUAUUGUAAUUGUUUUUGUAAUUUAACCUGUUUCCUUUAGUGCUUUUUAUUUCUUUUUCUGUUUUGUCUUUAUUGGAUUUUUUGUUUCUGCAAUAAAUGUAUAUUCUUCGAGUGCUAUAAAGUUCUAGUGAAGCUGAUUUAGUAUUAAGCAAAAAUAGCUCACUCUGAGUUAUUCAUCAAAAUGAGAACUAAAACUGAACUUAAGGCCAAAAUCAAAGAACUGGAAAUGUUCUCCAAGUCCACUAUCCUUUCACAUUUGAAUUCUAACUUUACUAAAUAAUCAUGGAAGUGGGAACCGCUCUAAAACCUAUAUCUCUGUCCUAUGAUCAUUUUAUUUUAUCCACCGUGCACAUCACAGUUUAAAAAUUCAAUUAAUCUAAAAGGUGUCAUGUGAUCUUUUUUUUAAAUUAUUAUUUUUUUUUUUUAAAGGUACACAGUGACUUUGCUGCAGCAGCUACGAGAGGAGCCAUGGCAGUAAUUGAUGGCAAUGUCAUGGCCAUAAAUCCAAGUGAGGAGACAAAAAUGCAGAUGUUUAUAUGGAACAAUAUCUUCUUCAGCUUGGGUUUUGAUGUCCGGGAUCACUACAAGGAUUUUGGUGGUGAUAGUGCUGCCUAUGUGUCUCCCACAAAUGACCUUAAUGGGGUACGGACAUACAAUGCUGUAGAUAUUGAGGGGCUGUACACCCUUGGGACAGUGGUAGUGGAUUACAGAGGUUACAGGGUAACGGCACAAUCUAUAAUCCCUGGAAUAUUGGAGCGAGAACAGGAACAGAGUGUUAUAUAUGGUUCUAUUGACUUUGGCAAGACUGUUGUCUCGCAUCCAAAGUAUUUGGAGCUUUUGGAGAAGACCAGUCGGCCACUCAAGAUCCAGAAACACAAGGUCCUGAAUGAUAAGGAUGAGGAAGUGGAACUGUGCUCUUCGGUUGAAUGCAAGGGUAUAAUUGGCAAUGAUGGACGCCAUUAUAUCUUGGACCUUCUACGGACUUUCCCUCCAGACCUCAAUUUCCUCCCUAUUGAAGGAGAAGAAAUGCCAGAGGAUUGUAAGAAAAUGGGGUUUCCUAAGGAGCACAGGCACAAACUGUGUUGUCUACGCCAGGAACUGGUGGAUGCGUUUGUAGAACACAGGUAAAACUAAAUACAUUUUAUCCUGAAUUACACUGAUAAUAGAUAUCCUACAGGGAACUGUUGUGUUUUCCCCAUACACAUGAUGUGGCAAGCAUAUAUUUUCUUUUCUAAGAGUAAAUUGUUACAGAAUCUUUUAUGCUCUGUACACAAUUAAUCUGAAAGUGAUUACCAUGUAGAAGAAUAGUGACUGCCUUGAAGUAGGCAUGGAGUGUUAAACUACAACUCCCUUGAUGCUUUGCAUACUUUUGGAAUGCUUUUAGAAUGGCAAAGCAUCAUAAAGCUGUAGUUUUUAAAACAUCUGGGGAUCUUCCUUUUGGGCACCCCUAUUCUAUUAGUUUUCUGCUACACGAGAUACUUUAAAGCAGCAGUCUGUGCAAACCCUGUGUAUGUGUGUCUGAAUAGCACAAUCUCAACACAUGUCUGUUCCUGUUUGCAUAGCUUUCCCUGUUACAGGUGAAAUCCUUACUUCUUACCUAGCAAGUUUGCACUGGAGAUAUUUACUUGUGCCAAUGCUUCUCAAAUCUGAUGUAAGGUGUCAAAAUAAAUCAAUGUGGGAUAUCUAGCAAUGAUCUGUUUUUGUGCAUCUGCAAUAGGGUACAUUUUGUUUUGGUUGCAAUAUUUGGUUUAAUCAAUGGUAAUAACCAACAUUUAGGUUUUCAUUGUUAAAAAAAAAAAAAAAAAUAAAGCAACAAAAAAAACAAAUUCUUCACUCCCCCCUCCUUCGCGUAAUGUUCUUACCGUGUUUCCAUGGUAGCUGCAUCUUUUAAAGUGGGAUGGUGAUUUUAUGUCGCAUCUGUAGGUUUUGGUGACUGUGCUUGAACUGUAUCGUGGCAAACCUUUGCUUUCCACAUUCACAUAAUAAACACUGCCAUUUAUGUUGAAGUAAUAGGAGGUAAAUGUAGGUCUACAGGCUGUAUAAAUGAGGACAGUAAUACCUCUGCUUAGAGAGACUCCAGGUUCCAUGUACCAAGCACCAAGCCUGCCAAGUUCAGGGUUUCAUCAUUAAAAAGCUUUGAUAUAUCUUAAUUCAGUUGGAACUCACCAUUCGGAAAAAAACUAAUUUCUCUUUUAGAUGUUGGUUCCUCCACUCUACUUCUCCCACAAGAGUUAGUUGAUCUCUAAUCCAGUGGCAAGAAGGUCCAUUGCUGCAGCUGUUGGGAGGCUAGGUUCAUGUUACCUUUUUAUACUGACGGUCUCCUGGAAACCAAUGCUUCUCUAUGAGAAGCCCUUAUACUUUGUGCAAUCGCCCAUGGUGGGUGAGUGAGGAAGGGCAUCCUGGGUGCAAGCCAGAAAUCUUUUGAUAUCUACAUUUUUCUGAAGAGAGGACACGGUUAACUCCCAAAACACUUAAACAAGCUGAACUGCCUUGGUGGUUUGGAAUGUUUCUUCAAAAUGUUGAAGAUUCUGCAGAUCGAUAUGAAGCGAGGUUGUUUUUCUAACGCGAGAACUUCAUAAGAAUGCUUUUAUACAAAAAUUGUUAUAAACUAGUUGAACAGUUGGUGGCUUGGUGUUGGACCUUAAGCUCUAGAAGGCUGUACAUUGUGCAUAUCUGAUAGUGAUUCUUAACAUGAUUAGUGUUGCUCUUAUUUAACACAAGAUGCACCUUUUACAAGAAUUCAAAUACACAAAAUGGGAAGUGGUUUUUUUUUUCUUUCUUUUUUUUUUCUUCCCAGAAAGGUCUUUAAUCUGUUCAUAUUUAUUAUUUACCAAAUAUUUUUUGGUCUUUAAUCUGAUCGUAUUUAUUAAAUUGGGUUUAAAGUGAACUAGAAAGGGUUGGGCUUUCCCUACCUAAAUUCUGCCAUUUUCCCCUAAAAUAUCCUUCUUAAUAAAGACCAAAUUUAGAGCGGUAGAAAAAGAGAAAUUAAAGGGAACACUUUUCUGGUGGAAAAAGUGACAAAUUGAAUCACUGGAGAAAAAAAAAGACAUUCAUUCCACUUUGAUAAAGUCAGCAAAAAUUGAUAUGCAGUCGUCAAUCCAGUGUUUUUAUUCUUCCCAGAUACCUCCUGUUCAUGAAGAUGGCUGCCAUGCAGCUGAUGCAACAGAAACCUUCCGUACAGGAGAACGCAGGUGCUUUGGAAAAUGGAAGCUCGCCGUCAGAAGCUUGUAAUAAGGACGAGCAGGCAGAAGCUGCCAAAUCAGAAGAUAAUUCAGAGAGCAUUGACGAUCCAGAGGCCAAGCUCAGAGAACUGGAGGAAAGCAUUGAGGCCCAUAAUGAAACGGGUAUUUGGUUAUAAUUGGCACACUUUGUGGAUUUUAGUUUUAAAUGUUUUCAUAUGUUCUAAAAGUGAGAUGCAGAAUCUGUGAUACAAGUGCUUGUUUUAAUAAGUAAUCUCUACAUAAAGCAGUCUUCUCUAUAUUUCUGUAUAUUUCAAAUGUUACAAUCCGUUGAAUUGAUCUUCUUCUAUAAAAGGUUUUUAAAGGCAAACCCAGAGUACAAAAUUUCCACUUUUCAUUUGCAAUUAGAAAUUCACCCCCAGUACAUGUGCCAUGGACUUUGAUGUAGUUUUAGUGUAUUGAUCAUGUACCUGCUCAAUUCUCUCCCAUUUAGGAGUGAAUUCACUUUUUAUGUUUAUCUUUAUGAACUCCUAACCACAUCUCCCCUGACUGUGACUUUCACAGUCUGCAAUAAAUAAAAUUAAAAUAAAAUAAAAAAGAUUCAUUUUCAAUCAGACUUUAAUUGGCUUUAGAAGUUUUUAUUUCCUGCUCUGUAAAUUAAACUUUAAUCACACACAUACUCCUGCAGGGUCUAGGAGGCUAUUAACAAAUCAGGAGAUAGGAUAUCUGUGCAGUAAGGGAAUCUAGAACAUCCAAGUUACUUUUAAGGAAGUGCUAAGAAAGGCUGUGUGACUAGGACUGUAUAGACAAAUUGAUUUAACUCCUAAAUGGCAGAUAAUUGAGCAGGGAGACUACAGGCACAUGAUCUAUAUACCAAAACUGAUUAAUAAGGCUAAAGUUGUUGGUAACUAUAAUGUCCCUUUAAUGUCCCAAGCUAUUCUGAAAAACCUUCUUGAGAUGGCCAGCAGCCUGCUUUUCUCGUAAGUGGCUGUUUUUAUCAUUCUGCUUUAAAAUGUUGAUAUCGACAGAAUUAUGAUUACAAACGCACAUUUUAGGCAUUUCUAUGACCAUUACAGGUUCCAUUACCAGAUGUUCUGACUGUGUUUUUUACUUGUAUAUUCAGUGGAUGCAAAAAGUAGAGAGGUGAUCCGGAAAGCUUGUGAGUCAGUUUGUUCCAUCAGUGACACAUCCUUCGACAUUCGAUUCAACCCUGAUAUCUUCUCACCAGGUACGGACUGGGCUUUUUAAAUCACUGGUACUGUUUACAAGAAGACAUUACUAAUCAUUACAUCUGUUCUCUGCAAACCUGCACUUCCUUUUUAUGAAAACACUGUGUCUAUUUCUGCGCCAAGGGCAUUUUAAUAAAAGGGGGGGGAAAAAGGACAUGUCCAAGGACAAACUAAAAGCUGACACGUUGAUCUGCGCAUUCCCGUAUCAGAUAGUGGUUAUCAUUUAAUGGAUUGAUUUUUAGCUGGUGUCCACAUUCUGUUCAUUAGAAGCUGUAGUCAUUCAGUCACAAAGGCCCUGUGAUAUGCAAGGGCAGUAUAAGGUCACUCAUUGUUUACCACCUUGGGCCUAAGGCCCCUUUCACAUUGGAUCAGACACUAUAUGUACAAAUGUACCAGAUCUCAGUAUUUAUCCUGUUCAUUUGGGAUUUGCCAUUUACUAAGCAAUCCAGAAUGUUUGGUAUUCCUGUUUCUGAAACUGGGAUUCAUUCUAUGCUGCUGACUAUGUGAAGAGCUGGUAUUUUUUACAGAGGUCCUUCCUGCAGUUUCAGGGACAUACUGGUGUCACGCUGUUCUUUAUCACAAGGAAUAUCGAUUUUUCACUGCACAUUGCAUACUGACCUUUUCUAUCUUAUUCUCCUUUAACAGGCGUGCGUUUUCCUGAGUCAACUCAGGCAGAGGUGCAGGUUCAGAAGCUAUUAUUGAAGGACGCGGCUGCUUUUGUGUUAACCUGUCAGAUACCAGGUUUGGUGAGUUGAAAGCUCCCCGAUCUUGUCAUUGUGCCUCUUUUUCUUUGUUUCACCCUGGGGAGCCUCUGGCUGAGUGCAAUGUGAGAUAAGAUUUUAUUCUAUCUGCUGCUGAAAGAUCAGAUGAACAUAAGCGAAGUGACAGCAUGAUGUACGUUUUAUAUGUUGGUAAAAUUUAAUUUUGUUACAUAUUAUCGCUUCAUUUAAAACGGCCUAGUUUCCUUAAUUUCCUAGUGGAAUAUUUAAAGAUAAUAUAGUUCUUACCUAUUUAUAAUUACAUUCAAAACAAUAUAGACAUGUUAAGGAUUAGAUGGAGUGAAAAACUUGUCUUAAUUAUACUUUAUUUAAUUUGCCUCUGUAUUUAUGAAUCAAAAGAAUUGAGAUCAGGCAGAAAGUGCUUUGAGGUGGGGGAAGUUGGCAUUAACUAUAUGGUAAUACUGAGGAGUAAAAUAUUUUUUGGCUUCAUGGUGAUUUGAAAUAACGGUGUUCAUUCCUCACAGAUUAAAGAUUGUCUUGAACACAAUAUUGUUCCCAUGGAUGGGGCCACUAUGACUGAUGCAAUGCACCAGAGAGGAAUCAACAUGCGAUAUUUGGGAAAAGUCAUCGAUAUUGUCAAUAAGUUUCCCAUCCCACCCCAGAUAGAUCACGUACAUGUGAGUAAUCCAUUUUUCAAACUCUUGGUUCAUUUCAUUAAGGGACAGAAAUGUUAAAUCUUGUUCUCCACUACAGCUUAAAUCUGAAUAUUGACAUUUCCUAAUCCAGUAUUUAUACAGUAAGUGGACCCUGGUCACUAUUCAGCUCUGGUAUUUGAUCAAUUACUUUUUUAUUUUUUUGGUUAGAAAUUAGUAUGUUUUAUCCAACACAUUCACAAUCCAAAAAAUCCCACAAUCAUUUUCUGUUGGCAAAGCAGCUAAAAUUAGAAAUCCUUAUUGACUUAAAACUGAACUUAAAGGAUCACUAUAAGGUCAGGAACACAAACUUGUAUUCCUGAUCCUAUAGUGUUAAAACCACCAUCUGGGCCCCUCAUGCCUCCAUAAAUAUAGCAGAAUCUUACUGUAUUCAAGCCUGAAGCUGUAGAUCUGCAUGCUGUUUGCCUCAGAAAAACACGCUGUCUGCUGACCUCAUCAGAAGUGGGGGCCUGAUCCAAUCACAAUGCUUCUCCAUAGGAUUGGCUGAGACUGACAAGGAGGCAGAUCAGGGGCAGAGCUAGUAUGAUUCAAGCACAGGCCUGGCCAAUCAGCAUCUCCUUAUAGAGAUGAAUUGAAUCAAUGAAUCUCUACGAAAAAAGUUCAGUGUCUGCAUGCAGAGGGAGGAGAUACUGAAUGUUUGGAUGCAUUUUAAGCAGCCAUAACCCAGGAAGGAUCUCUAACAGCCAUCUAAGGAGUGGUCAGUGAAGUUAUCACUAGGCUGUAAUGUAAACACUGCAUUUUCUCUGAAAAGACAGUGUUUACAGCAAAAAGCCUGAAGGUAAUAAUUCUACUCCCCAGAACAAAGGCAAUAAGCUGUAGUUGUUCUGGUGACUAUAGUGUCCCUUUAACUUGCAGUAAUUUGACCUGUGGAUAAAUACUCUUGAGAUCUCAAUAUUAAGUAAAAUUACUCCCUCUUGCAAAAAAUCUACACUGCCUCUCUGACCAAUUGUCUAGUGCUGUAAUGAUAUUAUUGUGCAACACUGUGUUUCUGCUGGUGCGACAGGAUUUCACUGUGAAACACUAAACACACAGACUCACCAACUAUUACAUCUGUUUAUCUAUUGUUCAAGAAGUGCCUGUUCUGCCAUGGAGGUGCUGUUUAUAUGAGUGCAUAUUGCACGCCAGGUAUCUGGUCAGUGUAGAAAUUAACAAUGUUGUUUUCUCUUCUGGGCUGUACUGACGCUUUAAUGUCAUUUGUACUAAAGUUGUUUUAAAUUAGGAACCAGUUUAAUUUUUGUUUUCCCCCCCUCAGAGAAUUUUAGUAAGUGAAGUGAUUACCCGUUCUGCAAAGCACAUAUUUAAGACCUACCUUCAGGUAAGAACAUUUUUUGAAUGAUUUGUUCUGCAAUCUAUGGAAACCCCCUUCUUUUUUUUUUUAAAUAAUCCUCAUUAAUGUUAACUUCUUUCAAUAACUGUAAUAUGGAAAAUGUAAACUGAAAAUGAUAAAAAUGUCUAAUUUUCCAAACAUCCUGUUAUUGUACUUAAAGGUGAAUGGAGCGCAUGCUGCUAAGCAAGAAUGUACUCAAUCAUGUUUAAUUGUAAAUUCCAGUUCACAUGUAUCCAAUCUCGUGUUCUGGUUACACCCAACUCCUCGAGGCAGCUUUCUGAUGUCAUUUUGACUUUCAUCUUUUCACAGGGUGUGGAGUUGUCCGGAUUAUCUGCUGCCAUCAGCCACUUCCUGAAUUGUUUCCUCAGCUCCUUCCCUAAUUCUGUUGCUCACUUGCCCACUGAUGAGCUGGUGUCCAAGAAAAAGAAUAAGAAACGCAAGAACCGAAAUCUCAGCAGUGUUGAUAACACCGCAUGGGCAGGCGUCACUCCUCAGGAGCUGUGGAAAAGCAUCUGCUCAGAAGCUAAAGCCUACUAUGAUUUCACUCUGGAAUGGUAACUAGCCAUUUAACAGUCUUGUGUUACCUUUAUUUUAUACCAGUUGUAGAUGCCCAGGGCUACUCAAACACUGUCAGUCAUAGAUAUGAUUGGCUGCAGGCUGCCUGUACAAAGUGUAGGUUGCAAAGAAUGGAUUCCUUUGGAUGUUGUCCCAUUAGGGUUGCCGGACCUCUAUGGGUUUUGUGAGAUAUUUAAUUUCUGCAUUCUGUCAGGCAGGGUUUAACCCCUUAAGGACACAUGACAUGUCAUGAUUCCCUUUUAUUCCAGAAGUUUGGUCCUUAAGGGGUUAAAGCAUAGGCUGAGAUCACAAAUCAGAGUAAUUUGUUGGAGUUUGGUACCAGACUAAUGAUAUUCAAUGGAUUUCCUUUUUCAGUGAAAAUGUAGACCAAGCAGUGGAGACCUAUAACAUCCAGAAAAUCAGUCUUCUGAGAGAAAUAUGUGUCAAAGUUGGAAUUCAGGUAAAUGAAAUAAUUUUUUUGUGUGAAUCCUCUAAAACAAAUUAACGUUCUUACAAUAAAAAAAAGCAGCCAGUUUAUUGUUGGGUAACCUCUGCAACUUUACCAUGAGCAAUAUCCAAGUCUUAAAAUGGCUCCUCCGUUAUCUUCUAUGCACCUUUUUGUAUUGCUCGAUUGUAAAUUGCUUUGAUGUCUCAUUGACCCGUACAUUUUAUUGGGCCCCGCAUCUUUCGAGUGCACAAACAUUCUCUCUUUUCUGAACAGGAGAAAGUUGACAAUGAUCCAAUGCAAUACUGUCAAAACUUAUUUAGUACUCACAACCGAAAAAAAUGAUUAAAGGAACUCUAAGUUUUAAAAUAUUUUUAACAUGUCCUUUGUUUUUGUUUCUGGGCUCCCCUCUUAAAAGGAAAAAAAAGGCAUAACAUUGAUUUUUAACCCAGCCAUUAGCCAGUAUUAUCCUGUAAGCUCCUCCCCCCCCAGAGAUCAUCUUUGAUAAACAUGACUUACAGUGCAUGUGCAGCAAUCUACGCCAAUCCACGUUCUUCUUAGACAAACAUGGAAUCUAACACUUAAAUGUCAGGCGUGUUUGGCAUGCUUAGUGCAAGCUUGCUAUUAGUAAUGAUGCCAAACGGUAAGACAAUCAGUGUUCAAAGAUCUUAAGGAGGAAUUGCCCCUAGUGGCUGUCAGUUUGCUCUAAUGGCAUGCUCUCUGAACAAUACAAACAUUGCUGUUUCUCAGAGAAAAAGGAACAGCAUUUAUCGGGUGUCAUUUUAAUAAUCUGAGACUGUUUUCACGUGUGUAAAAAAAGAUAUAUUGUUAAUUAAGAAAGGGGGGGAAAAAGGAGAUUCCUCUGUACUUUAACAAAGUUUACUGUAUUGUGCAAAAUAAUUCUUGUUUUAAAAAUAAAUGUUGCUUAGAAUGCAGAUAAGAAAUAUUACUUGGGUAAAAUCUGCCUGCAGCCUGUAUAAACUCUCAUAUUACAUCCUAUACAUUUUAAGUUAUUUGAAAAGAAAUAUAUAUUUUUGAGUUUUUUUUAGUAUGAAAUUGAAAAUAUCUUUGGACAAGAGGUUUUUAUUCUUAGAACACUGUAGGUACUGUAAUUGUUUCAUGCCGUUGAAGUGAUUAUAGUGUGAGAAGUCCCCCAGCGUCUUUCCUUCCAUUUUGCAUUAAGAGAGUUUCCCCAGCAACUCCUCUACUCUGUGCUGAUUGUACUUUUCAGGAAACAUUGGCCUAAGCAACAGUGGGUUGGUGUGAGUGGCUGACCUUUUUUAGUGCUCAUUGCUGGUACGAACUGGUAUGACUAGAAGAAAAGUGUGUAAUCUCUGCCUUAGCCAUACCUUUAGUGGAGAUGAUGGCCAGCCUUGAAUCGCAUUCAGUGUUAAACAGCUAAAAAUGUUUAGCACUGGAUGAUUUAAUGGAGGAGGAAGCACCAGGCACCAUAACCAAAUCAGUUAGAUGAAAUAGUUAUGGUGUCUAAAGUGUCCCUUGAAAUCUCAUUGGAAAAUGAAGUGAGAUUUUGUUGUUAUCAGAAAGCACUGGAAUCUACAAAACCAUUUUCCAGAAAAAUGUAAACCAAGUUCAUGGCUGGCUUUAAAUAUCCGGUAUUAAAUAUCAAAUGUCAAUAGAUAUUUAAUAUCAAUAGGAUCGACUGUGACAGGAGAAACAUGAGCUACUUCAUGGCACCUGGUAAAUGUAGUAUUAUUCCUGGUGGAGCAUUAGUGGUUAUUACAAAUUCUUUGGCACAUGUUGAAUAAUGACUGUCAUUGUCUCUUAUUCUAGUGGACUGCCGUGUCAGAUGUUUACUUAAGGACCAAAUGCUAUAUUUUGACAAUACAUUCCUGUUUUUUUAUUUAGCAUGGUUAUCUAUAUAUCUGGUAUGGUAAUUUGAAUGGUUUUUAUAUUUUGGAAAAUCUCAAUAAAUAAAAAAACAGGCCAAUUUAUUAAAUAAGCUGGAUAUGCCUUCUCCCUCCUCCUCCCCCUUCCUGAAUUCUUUGCUUUAAGACUGCAUUCCCUGUUACAGCGUAUCAUUCUACACAGUGUUUGUGUAGCCUUGUAACUGUUUUGUUUUCUUUACCCCUCAGAUUCUGCUGAAGGAGUAUAAUUUUGACAGCAAACAUAAGCCGACUUUCACCGAAGAGGACAUAUUAAACAUAUUCCCAGUGGUGAAACAUGUCAACCCCAAAGCAACUGAUGCGUUCCAUUUCUUCCAGAGUGGGCAGGCUAAAGUACAGCAGGGUGAGUGUGUUCUAUGCCAGUCCUCACUUUAGGUUUCACUCCCUGUAAUAUUGAAUACAUUUUGGGAUACAUUCACUAAACAAAAAAUUAUUGUUAUGAGACACGGUGACUAGAGCAUUUUCAGUUUCUCUCUUAUUUCAAGUUAGACGCUUGCAUCACUGGACUUUUUUUUUUGUUUUUUUUAAGCUAGCACACAAACUCUUUUAAACCAAUAUUAAAACAAAAAAAGCAAACUGUAUGUAAUAUUUCUACACUUGGUAAUGUUCCGUGGUUGGGCAUGCCUCUUCAGCCUCCCCACCCAUCUCCCUUUCAGACCAGUCCAGUAAUGACAGUAACAGGGCAUCAUUGUGCAGCAGCAGGAGAAAGCAAUCAAUGGAGCCUGCUCUGCAUGAAUCACACUGAUCAGGCUCCCUCUGUUCUCCACCUAUCAGAUGUUGCAAGAUGAAGAGAUCUUCCAACUGCACGUGUGUGAAUUUGUCCAGCAUAACAAUGCACUUUUAUAGCAUUCCUAGGGAUAGGAAACUAGUUGGAUCAGUGUCUCCCCUGGAGUGGGUGUGCCAAGCAUAAGCAAGCAGAAGCAGGUCAACAUGGAAAAAAUGAAAUCCUAUUUACUAGCUUUUUCAGUCUGCAGAGUGGUGAUAUUCCCCUAAAGAAGGCAUGUUGGUGGAAAAUUGCCCCAAAUUUAGGAAGCUCAGGGGAGUAUAAAUUGAAAUACUGAUCCUGGUUUGGCUAUAAGUGGGCACUAUUUUCUUUGGCCAGCAGUCAGUUGGUAAAUCAAUGCAGGAUACAAUGCUGUUCUUUAAAUGUACAGGUCCACAAAGUAGGCAGUGCAGUUAUGGACCUUUUCUGCCAUGCUUGUUUAUGCUCUUUGUCAUGAAGAAUUCUGUCUGACAGCUGUCUGGAAUCUUUCUUUAGGUUUUCUGAAGGACGGUUGUGAAUUAAUCAAUGAAUCCUUAAAUUUGUAUAACAAUGUCUAUGGUGCCAUGCACGUGGAGAUUUGUGCCUGCCUACGACUUCUAGCACGGCUCAAUUACAUCAUGGGCGACUAUUCUGAGGUAAACCAACCAUUGGCUAUGAGCACAGCGAGGAGAUAAUUAUAGUCGGCAGCAAUAUAGAUUUUAGUUAGGAGAAUUUAAUAUUAUCAGAUAUCAUAUAAUCACUUUUGAGUGUAUUGCAUUAUUUUCCUUCUUAAUGGCUAUUUCUUUCCCCUCUUAGGCCUUAAUCAACCAGCAGAAAGCUGUAAUAAUGAGUGAGAGGAUACUUAGCGUUGAACAUCCCAGCACCAUCCAUGAAUAUGUAAGUAUAGUUUAAUUUUUUCUCAUCUCUGUAUGCAUUCUCUAUGCUGACUGACAGGGAGCCAAGAUGGAGGCACCCAGUUGGAGAAUACAGAGGUGUGGGUUUUCAAAAAAAAAUUUCCCCUCACCUUUUCACUUAUCAAAAGAUCUUUGUUAAAUAUAGGGAUAAGUAAACCUAAUAUAAAUAAUCCUGGUUGUGGCAGUUCCUCUUGGACCAUUUAAUGCUUUACAGUGAAAGUUAAAGGACCACUAUAGGCACCCAGACCACUUCAGCUUAAUGAAGUGGUCUGGGUGCCAGGUCCAUCUAGGAUUAAUCCUUUCUUCUAUAAACAUAGCAGUUUUAGAGAAACUGCUAUGUUUAUAAUAGGGUUAAUCCAGCCUCUAGUGGCUGUCUCAUUGACAGCCGCUAGAGGCGCUUCCGUGCUUCUCACUGUGAUUUUCACAGAAAGAAGACGUCGGCGUCCAUAGGAAAGCAUUGAGAAUGCUUUCCUAUGGACUGGCUGAAUGUGCGGCUCGUGCCGCGCAUGCGCAUUCAGACAAUGACGAGGAGGAGAGGAGGGGGAGAGUCCCCCGCCCGGCGCUGGAAAAAGAGGUAAAUUUAACCCCUUCCACCCCCUCCCUUGUGGGAGGGGGGGCCCUGAGGGUGGGGGGGCCCUAGAGACCCUAUAGAGACAGCAAAACGAGUGUGUUUUCCUGGCACUAUAGUGGUCCUUUAAUUGUUUCCCUUUGUCAAACACCAUUAUUAAAAGGACGCUAUAGUCACCAGAACCACUAUAGCUUUAUGUAGUGGUUCUGGUGUCUGCAGCCUUGGCACUGAGAAAAGGCUGCUGGCAAGUAAUACCUCUAGUUGCUGUCCACUAGAGGUGCUUUCUGUGUCAGUGCUGCACAGUGUGAACGUUUUCUAUAGAGAUGCAUUGAUUCAAUGCACAUCUAUUGGUAGAUGCUGAUUGGCACACAGAAAACAUUCGAUUGGCUGCGAUCAUCAAAAUUGAUGCUCUCAGCCACACAACUAUUCAAACAAAAAUAUACAUGUUCCAGUUGGACUUUUAAAGAAAGCAUAUGUUUAAAAUUGAUGAAACACAAAAUGGUAUUCUUUGCCAACAAAUAUAUAAAUCCAUAUUGAAGGAAAAAAUAUACAAAUGGAUUUUACUUCACAAUGACAAGUGUCUUUUCCUGAUAUUACUUGUCCUUGGUUACAUUCCAUCACUUAAUAACGAUUAUUCUUUGUGUCUUGUUUUUUUUAGGUUAAUCUAGCAUUAUAUUGUUUUGCAAACAACCAACUUUCCACCGCAUUAAAUUUGCUGUACCGGGGACGCUAUCUCUUGCUGUUGGUGUAUGGAGAGGGACACCCAGAUAUGUCUCUGUUAGAUGUAAGUGCAUUUUUGGAUAUUUACAUAUUUAUGUCAAACAUAUCUAGUCAAAAAAAAUCUACUACAUGAUGUAGAGAGACUAAACAAAAUCCCAUUAGAAAAAAUUCAUUUUUAGUCACUCUGCAUUGCAGUUUGGGCAUGUUUGUAAAAACCCAACACUUCCUGCUGAAUAGAAGUCAGGGCAGAGCACAAUGGGUAUAGAGCAAGGAAAGUCAACCUUCGGCACGCCAGAUGUUGUGAACUACAUCCCCCAUAAUGCUCUAACACCCAUAAUGCUGGCCAAGCAUCAUGGGAGGUGUAGUCCAAAACAUCUGCCGUGCCGAAGAUUGCCUAGGUCUGGUAUAGAGUGUCUACUUUUCUAUUGGAAUCUUUCUAAACACUUUACCGAACAGUUCUUCAUCAACACAGCCUGGUUACAGGGCAUUAAGUUUGUGGGGGUUUUUUGUUUUUUUUCUGUUUUGUUUUUUCUUUGUGUAUUUUGCUUGUGAUAGAAAACCACAGAACCUGAUCACAUGACAAAAUCAUGGUGUUUAGCCGUAAUCUUCAAAGGUUCAAAUUAUUUUUUAAAUAGGAUUGAAGUAUCUCGUAGUAUCUGAUUUUCAUAGUAAAUGUUUACAGUCCUGAGCUCCAUCAGCAGGUCAGCUGUGCUUCUUAGUAUAACCAUAUCUUUAAUGUUCCAUCUGGCCAUGUUAACUCAUGCUCUGUUUAGUAUCUUAGGUUUGCCUGUAGUGUAAUUCUUGGGAAUAUGUGUUGCUUUGUUCUCUCUGGUAUUUAGAUUAUCACAGCCCAUUAAAUUAGCUUUUUUUUUUUUUACUUGUCUCCUUAGAGCAACAUUGGACUAGUGCUUCAUGGAGUAAUGGAAUAUGACCUCUCCCUCCGAUUCCUGGAGAAUGCUCUCACAAUAAACACCAAAUAUCAUGGAUCCAAGUCUCUGAAAGUAGCACUCAGGUGAGAUUGCUUUCAUUUAAAGGCCUGUUUCUAGGAAUUCAGCUUAAUUCUAUAUCUUUUCUGCACUUGCGUUGGUGUGUUUGUUUGCGGAAUGAAAAGGAUUUUGAGGGGAGAAGGGUUAUUUUAUUUUUUUGUCUAGGAUCUAUCCAAUAUAGUUUGUAAAAUCCUCUGAAAGUAAUUCAGUUAAUGGGAUGAAUUGGUGGGGGUUACAUGCUUUCUGUUGGCAAGGAGAGCUGACACAACCUCUUCUCUGCCUUACCCCAUAUGUGAGGUUAGAAGGGUUCAACUUCUCCCUGAUUCUGGAUUGGAGAAUGCCUGAAAUGAACAGCUCCCCGAUUUUAUGACUGAUAAAUGUAAUAUUAUGGCAUUGGAGGCUAUUGUAAACCGUAAUUUCCAAUGUGACAUUUCAUGCAUCAAUUACAUUAUGGACGUACUAUGUAUAGAAGUUAAAUGGCUUUGAUUUUCCUUUUUAGCCAUCAUCUUGUAGCCAGAGUGUAUGAAACCAAAGGAGAGUUCCGCUCGGCCUUACAACACGAGAAAGAAGGGUAUACAAUCUAUAAAAACCAGGUAUGCCGUAACCUCCCUUUUCCAUUAGAUACACAUAGUGCAAUCAGUAUGGCAUCUAUUCCGUGUCAUAUUUACCAUUUCAUGUUGUGCAAGCUUUUGUUGAUUUGAAACCAUCCUAAUGGAGCUCUGAGCUGUUGAUUUGCAGUGAAUACAUCCCAAUUCCCUGAUUUGCCUAUUUGGGCAUAAUUUUGUGUAAGCAUCCCAGUCCACUUUUGCCAUAAUGCACCAAUUGCCGAAAGACCUCUUAAUGUUUAAUGCUGGUAUUGCAAAUAGGCUAAAUGGAUUGCUCUGCAUUAUGGGGGAUGUAGUCCACAUAUUUUACCAGCCAACUAAUCUCUAAAUAGGACAAUCAUUUUAUGAAUGGCAUUUCUUUUGAAUUCUACCUAGCUUGGGGAGCAACACGAAAAGACCAAAGAGAGCUCAGAUUACUUAAAGUACUUGACACAACAGGCCGUGGCUUUACAGCGUACAAUGAAUGAAAUUUAUAAGAAUGGAUCCAAUGCCAAUAUAAUGCCUCUAAAGGUAAGUGUUUCUUUACCAGACUGAGAGGUGUAUUCUGCUUCCAUUAAUAUCGUUAAUCGUUCUGAUAUACAUGCCAUUACUUGGGUUUCAAUUAACUACAACUCCAUACUGAGGCCCAUGAAGUACUACCUACAAUGUAAGCUAAGGAUUGUUAUAGAAAGUUAAACUGGGUUCAUAACUAGUGAGUCUCACCCCCUCCCUCCUCCUCCACAAAGCGCUCACUGAAAAACUGCAACAAAUGUGAAUUUGCUGCAAAUGCAGGCAUUUCAGAUAUGAUUUUUACUUGUGAAAAAUUUUUUACCGUAUUUUUAUUUCAUUGUCUAUAUUGUGUAUCAGACCAGUUAACCCCAGCGUGGAGUGUCCCUUUUGUUUCCAUAUGUUAUUUAUACUAAAUUUCUGUAUACACUUCACUAAUAUUUAUGCCUGAUCCUAAGCAGUGUCAACUUUUUUUUUUUUUUUUUUUUAACCCAGUACUUUUUCCAGCAGAAUAAGCCCUGGUCAAAAUUUAAUUCUCACAGUGACAAAUAUAUUGCCUUGCUUAUCAGUCAUGACCCCACAGGGGACACUUGGCACAGGUCAAACUAGCGCUGGGAUUUCUUGGCUAACUCAUAGUCAUAUCACCAGCACCUGUUCUGCAUUCGGGACAUAAAGGCCGUACUCCAUUAAACGGAUUAACAUCUUUAUUCACAUACAAAAUUAUAUUUAGACAUCAAAUGCAGAGGAGGGGGGAGAAUGCACAUAUGCAAAUGUGUUUCCCACUAGACAUACUAGUGUCUUAAAGGGCCAGAGAGAACCCAUCCACCUGUCUGCACUCACACGAUAGGACCUUUCGAAUUUAGAACGCUUCACUGCUGCACUAUUGAAUUAAGGCAUAAUAGAACCUACAUUUGCUUCCUGUUUUUGAAUUUUUAGGUAUAAAACGGACUGUAUUUUGUGACUUCCAAAGUUUUAUAUAGAAUUUUUAUUUAUUCUAUUCUUUCCUUAGCCUGUUUUUCAGGCUUGCGUGAUGGUAGCUCAGAUAUAUACAAUAAUACAUGUGCAAAGAUUAAUUUCGCUUUAGUUUUUUCCCAUUUACAAAGAAUUCAGAAAUAGUGGAAACUCAACCAGUAUCAUUUGCUUCAUUGUUAAAACAUGGAAUGUUGCAGGUUUUAGAAUUGUUCAGGAUUUUUAAAGCAGCAAACAUAUUCUGCAGCAGAGUACAAUUAGGGGACUCCUGACAAUACAACAUACACAGAGCAGUACAAAAGGGUGCGAGAACCUGGUUUGUGAACAUAAAAUCUUGCAUUUUCAGCACUUUUCUACAAAAUGCUUAGCAAGAUAGCUUGUGACCUUUUACCAUUUGAAGCUUGCAAUACCAAUCUCAUCAGCUGCACGUGUACCUCUGACAGUCAUUGAGAAAGCCGUGUGGAUAACAUUUAAUUUUUGUUCUUGCUUUCUUAGUUCACAGCUCCAAGCAUGUCUAGUGUUUUGGAUCAACUUAACAUUAUCAAUGGAAUCCUGUUCAUCCCACUCAGGUGAAUGAUUCUUUUUUUAUUUUAUCUUGUUGUAUAUUUACUGUAUCCUUUGAAGAUAUAAUCAAGUUUGCUCCCGGGUUACACAAGCAUAAGCUCGAUGUUCCGUAUCUUCCUCCUUUGGCUAGAUCUUAUACCCGCCUGCUUAGAUAUAGCUUAUAGUGAAGUGGGAACUUGACCACAAAGUUCUGGCCAUAUGUGUGGAAUGCCUUUCCCCGUUCUGACCUUGGUGAACAUAGUUUCCUUUCCAGGCAUGGCAACAGGUAAUUGCUGCUCUUCCUCUAGAGCACGUGAACGCAUCCCAGUCUAUAUAUAUUCCAAAUCAGACUUCACAUUAGAACUAAAGUUAGUAAACCCAAAAUUCAGGACUGUUUGUGUUCCAUUCUCUAUAGUAAGGGUUUCUAUCUUCUCUUAAUGCAUUUCUCUGCUUGUCUACAUUUUUUGGUCAAUCUAUCUGGAGGGCCGGCUUCAGUACGAACUCAGGUCUCUAGUAAUCAGUCCAAAUACUCGUGUUGUCCCGGUUCACUUUCUCAAUGCCGUGAUCUGAAACUUCUCGUUCAUGUUUUCUCCUGCCUGUUGUGCUUACCAGUAUAAUUUCUUUAGUCAUAGGGACCUGGAGCACCUGAGAGCGGAAGUUCAACGUCGCCACCUGCUCCAAGAAUCCAUAAAAAUAGCUGAAAACCAAGAAGGGAAAGUGCAAGAAACUAAAGAGCAAGAAGAGCCUCAAACUAGCACAACAACAAACGAAACACCUGAGACACAGAACUCUGCUUAGUCCUCCACUGCCUUUUUCUUUUUCAGUGUAAAACACCAUUUUUAGAACAUUUAGGCUCAAUGAGUUUUCUAACCUGACUUUAGUGGGUGGAAACGAUAAGCUGCAGAGGUACAAAUGCAGUUAAAAUAACAAUGCAAAAGAACUAAUCCAUAAUCCAACAAUCUAAACUCUCUCUGCACCACCUGUUUUUGCUGCACUGAGGCACCUCCGUCCCGAAGCAGAAGCAGGAAAAGUGGGUUUGACUCUGCCCGAAAACCAGGAUCUAAGUUUGUGUGUUUGUGUGUGUGAUUUAAAAACAAAAAAUAAAAUCCAGUUCUACCUUUGUAUAUUGUAGGAAAUCAGCAGGUGUGCUGUUUAGAUGUGACUGAACCUUUCUCAGGUCAUUUCCUAUGGGAACUCGAACAGAGUAUAAUUGAUGAGAUGUGGAAAACAAGCCAGAUCUAAGUUGCAUCACUGUGUUCUGAGCCGAAAGGUGCAACAAACAGCCCUCCACUAAGCCAUACACAGAGGGGAUUAAGCCCCUAGUAUUCCACAGCACGUUUUGGCAAACAGUAACCAGGAUCAUGUUCUGUGGUGUCACACGCUAGAUUUCUAAACUAGGGGAUUACACAUAGUAAAAUGUCCUAUGCUUCCGUCCGCCUAUUCCUUUCAUUAUUAGUCUCGUGUAUUAUAUACUUUGUGUUUUUGUUUUCUUCCUGUAUGGUGAUUGAGGCUUGUGAAUCAUGCGUAUUUAAGUAUUCUCUGUUUGUCUUCUUGCUGUUAUUUCUCUCUAAACUACACACAUUAUUAGUGCCUGAACAUAUAACAGAGCCAUGGUCACAACAGUAUUUUAGUGAAGAGGCUAAUGCUUUGGGGAAUAAAUGCCAUAUCUAGUUGUCCUGUGGACAUAAUUUCUUCUUCACCUUUUAUGGCCAGUCUUUGUUUCGAAGAAGCAAAGUUUUUGUGCCAUUUUUGUGUUUAAAGCUUUUUUCAAUUUCCCCUCUCCCUUCUGUUUAACCAUUGACCAAGGCACGGUGUUAUUAAAAAUUGACACUAUAGUGAAAAUUACAAUGGAUAAAAUUGAUCAGGCAAAACUUCUAGAUGGCUGGUUCCUACAGAACUUCAAAGAGUAGUAUAUAUGUUGUCUUUCUUUCUUUGUAGUGUCUUUGUUGUAGCAACUUUUGAUUGUGAAGACAGUAUUUGUCCUUCAUCACUUGCCUUAACUCUAGAAUUCUGCAGUUCUUCAGCACUCUCCUGGAGCUUGGCAUAAUUCUGUAAUCUUUGGCUGCUCCAUCCUUUUUGAGAAAAUAACUUAAAAAUAUUUAAAUAAAUUAAAUAACUAAAAAAUAGACUUGCUACUGUUGAGCUGCAGUAUGUUAAAGAGGGCUAACCCCACACAGGCUUUUUUUAUUUUUUUUUCAUUUUUCAUGCUGUUCUAUUUGCACAAAAGGAAAUAAUUCUAGGGAGACAGUGGACUGGUUCCAUUGCAUAUGUCGGAAGAAUGUAACACCUUAUAAUCUAAAGGAUCCUGAAAAUCCUCGUAAUUUUAAUUGUUAUUCAGAAGUCUAUGGGGCAGGGGAAUCUGCAGGUUUAUAGCAUUUGUAUAACAAUUUAUAGAUUUCAUAGGACUCUUUUUAACCACCUGGUGCAGAGUAUUCUGGGUAAAUCUUUAUUUUGAGAAUAGGAGACCUGGUUUAUUUUAAUGUUUCAAUUACUUUUUUAUAUUUUUGCGCUUUUUUUUUUCUUUUUCUUCAGUAUUUUGGUUAAUAAUUGUAAUCAUUAUAUCAUUGUUUUCGUGGGAAAAUAGCCUUGUAUUGUGUUGCUUACAAUCAAGUUACUAACAAUCACUUGUAAACUGUACAGCUCCGAUUGUAAAACAUGUAAACAUUUUUGUGUUUCGAUUGUGAUGUUUGUUAACCUUAGCCUGGUGUACAAUUCUCUGCUUUGCAGGCUCUUUUGACACAGCAGAUACCCGAUUACUACUGCUCUCCUUCAAUCUACUUUUAUGAUUGUUGAAAAGCUGCUGUGUAUUGUUUUAUGGGGAUAAAAAAAAAAAAAAAAAAAAAAAAAUUAAUUUGGGGGAUGGCCUUUUACCAAACAAUCGCAGGUAAAGCAAAAAAAAAAAAAAUCAUUGUUGUCAAUCAUAAACAGGUUCUUGAACUUUGGAAAUUUUAGCCUUCAAUAAAUUGAGGACAAUGUAGUGUGUGGAUCUAUUUUUUAUUUAUCUUAUAUAUAUACCGGUACAAGAAUUGACAAAUGUUUUGUAUUUUAACUUCAACCAACACCAUGUGUAAAGUUUGGAAAUAUAUUUUCUGUGUAGCCUGGCAUAAACAACAUCUGUUGUUGGCUACAAUGCUGCCAUGGGUUUAUAGAACUCUUGUCCCUUGGCACAAUUGCUUAAUUUAGUAUUAACCCAUUUUUAAAUGAUUUAACACUGAAUGAGAGUUUCCAGCCUCCACUGGAAUUAUGUCUAUGGCAAAGAUCACACUCUGCUCUAGCA